This is a messenger RNA of Podarcis lilfordi (Lilford's wall lizard), 67339 nucleotides long. Lineage: Eukaryota; Metazoa; Chordata; Lepidosauria; Squamata; Lacertidae. The record is from the annotation of a GenBank genome assembly.
GGUGUGUCUUAAGUAGCUAUGGUAACUUUCAAGUUGAGGAUGCUGCGCGAUGCUCCGGGUGGCUGAAAUUGACGAAAGAUGGUUCGGAAAGGGGAGGGAGUGGGCUUCACUUAACAGCCGCUUCUUUCCGAGGAUUCGAAUAACCGCUGGCCGAGGAGCUGCCAAGUCACGCGAAUGACAAAGCGGAGCAACUUUCGGCUCGGGGACGGUUUGAGGAUCUGCAGAAGAAGAAGUGGCGACGGCAGGAGGAGGAGGAGGAGGACGGCGGCGAAGGCGGCUCUGCGCUGAAAAAGGCAGCGCCUGGAAAUUAUGCCCCGGGCGGCCAAAGCUUUGCUGGCGAUCGCGACGCCUGGCAGUUUCUGGGACUUGCCGUCGGAGUUGCGAAGGCGCACAGACCGGAGCGAGCCGGGGACGAAGAUGUUGGCGCUGCCGCAGCGGGGACUGCCGGGUCCCAGAUGGGGGCGCGAGGAGAGGGCAGCCGGUGGGGAAGAAGCCCUAAGCCCCUACGGCUCCGCGGAUGGGGACGCAUCCUAAGCAGGUGGCAGCCGUCGGGGGACUUCCAGCCGGGAUCUCCAGACCACGACCCGGGCUUUCGUCUUUUUCUCGCUCCCUCCAGUCCAGCCACUUGGAGGGCUGAGCCGGACUUCGCGCCAGGCCACGACCGAAGGGGACUAGGGUCCGUCUGCCUUUGGGGUGGCUGCUCAUUUGCGAAGGGAGGGCGCCCCCUCUCCUUUUUGCCGUUUCUUUGCCGGAUGCGCUUGCCUUGCUGUCUGGGCACGGGAGAGAUCCGAAGGCUGGGGCAGCUGUAGACUUGGCAGCGAGCCCCGCUGCGCCCCACAAGAAGUGGGAGUCGGGUGGGUGGAGAGAUCCUCUGACUUGGGGAGACUAAGGGUGUUUCUUCCCCCUCCCCCCCCACCCCCACGACUUCUGGAUCUCUUUUUCUCCCAACCAUUGGACGAUGGAGAGGUCCUCGAGCAAGUCCUAAAAUGCCGGUGAUGAGGGGCCUCCUGGCUCCCCAAAACACCUUCCUGGAUACCAUAGCAACCCGCUUUGAUGGCACGCGUGAGUUGACUUCCCACCCUCUCUUUUUUUAAAGUCCUCUUCCCUCCCCCACCCCCAAAUCCCAACCUUGUUGCCUUGGCCUCCGUAGGCAAGCUCGAGGGCUGUCACGUCUAGUUGUUGCCUCUGCAGAAGACCUCCACUCGCUGGGAAAACCUCUCUCCAAAAUAGGUUCAGGUCCCCCUCACUCUUACCACUCACAAUUCCAUUCCUGAAACCUUUCAUCCGAGCCAGCCUAGAUGGGCUGCUCAAGGAAGCGGUGGUGAUAGUGGGUUAGCACUCAUUCGAGCUUAGAGGCCUGUUUCGGAGGCAACACGAUUCCUACAUUCAAAGCGGUCCUUCUGGGUGGGGAAGAGCAGAGCAAAUUAAAACGGCGUGCGUGUGCAUCGUGCAAGGGGACACAUGCUGGGAAUCUGCAACUAACUGUAGCUCCCCAGGGUGUGAUGUACACGCAACACACUUGUGCAUUUAUCACAUGUGGUGCAAGCCACGUAUGGGCUGGGUGCUAUUCUUGAGUGGGCUGCAAAUUCAGUCAGAUUUCUCCCCCCCGAAUCUCAAUGGACUCUCCAAAAACCUAUACAAAGGUUGUUGGCGUUUUGUUUUUUUUAUGGCUUGCCACUGGGGGUUGUCAGUUACAGACCGUGGCCGCAGAAACAGUAGUUUUGUUAAGGGUUGCUGGAGGGUAUAUUACAGUGCCCAGAAUUCUUUGAGGGAAAGAAUGUGCUUUCAAGGUAUAGUGUGUGUGAGCACACUCUAUGAGAGGGCUGCUAUGCCUUUUAAGAUUUGCGCUAAAGGUAGAAUUUCAUCAAGUGGAAAUUCUCUCCCCCCCCCCCCCCAAAUUCAGUGAACCACUGUGGCUAAGGAGAGCAGCAUUUAGUAGAAAUCAUGGCUUUUAUGUCACUUACAGCAAUCCCUGGAGUCUCCAUUUGGUGACCCAAGUGAUCAGGUAUCCAAAAUAGCUUUUUCUUUUUUUCUUUUACUGUGUUCAGGAUCUUUUUCUUUCCGAAUUUAGGCCUAGGAUUCCUAGGGGAUGAAUAUGCCCUUUCUUUCUUUCUUUCUUUCUUUCUUUCUUUCUUUCUUUCUUUCUUUCGGUGCUUCAUGUAUAAACCUGAGAAUGCAAUGUGUGAAUGUGAUAGACAUGUUUGCAAACCUGUGUGUCAUGAGAUACACUCCUUAGGGCGCCAUUAUGAACUGCACUUUCAGGUUGUAUACACUUGUGUGGCAUGUGAAAUGGAACUUGGCUAUCUUGCAUCGUGUGCACCUGAAAUGUGAGAAUACAACAACCAGGUGUCUAUAGACACAGGUACUCUGCAAGCUGCGGUUCCCUGCUGGGUCUACCCUUGGCAACAAACCUUCAUUUGUCAUCCAUAUUCUGUGUGAAAAGGAGAGCUGGGCAAAGAGUCAUUUUUUUUAACAGGACUGGGCUUUGGAAAGGUUGACAGUUCAAUUUAUGCCCCUGCCAUUCUUUUAUGGAGAUAAGAGUGGUCUGUUCUGUGGUGUCAGAAGGGUGUAGCUAGAGAUCUGAUUUUUCAUUUUGACUUUCUUCCAAUGAGCUCAGGAUGGCAUACUCAGUGUCCUUUUAUCUCUCACAACAACCUUGUGGGGUAGGUUGGGCUUGAGAGGUGAUGACUGACUGGCCCAAGAUCUCCCACUGAGCUUCUCUUCUGAGCAAUGGUUUGAACCUGAAUUUCCUCACUCCAAGCCCACGACUGCAGCCACUAUCCCGGGACUUGGGUCUAAACCACUGAGCCACUUGGGCUUGCUGAUUGGAAGGUUGGUGGUUCGAAUCCCUGUGACGGAGUGAGCUCCCACUGCUCUGUCCCAGCUCCUGCCAACCUAGCAGUUCGAAAGCACGCCAGUGCAAGUAGAUAAAUAGGUACCCCUGCGGCAGGAAGGUAAAUGGUAUUUUCAUGCGCUCUGGUUUCUGUCAGGUGUUCUGUUGCGCCAGAAGCAGUUUAGUCAUGCUGGCCACAUAACCCAGAAAGCUGUCUGCGGACAAACACUGGCUCUCUUGGCCUGAAAGCGAGAUGAGUUCUGCAACCCCAUAGUCGCCUUUGACUGGACUUAACUGUCCAGGGGUCCUUUACCUUUUUUACCUUUUUAUACCUCACAGUCUCUCAAAAUAAUAGAGCAAAAACAAUUAUUGUCAACAUAAAAAUCUAAAGAAUAGAGGUGAACUGAAAUGGCUGGAUGUGUGUGUCUGAACUGAAAUGGUGAACUGAAAUGGCUGGAUGUGUGUGUGCUAAGGAGCAGGGUGUCCUUUUUGAUGAGGGAAGUGUCCUCUUUACCUUUUGUUACGAUGUUUAUUAGUGUCUUCCUUUGGAGAGCUUGGAAGGCCACACUUUUGCUAAAAUGGGGGCGAGUCAAGGGAUGGACCAUGUAGAUUUAAGUAAGGUUCCCCCUACUCCCCUUCCUUAAAUAAUUCAGGCAUUGUUGAGAUGGCUCAUUGUACUAUGGGGAAGAAGCAAGGGUUCUGGGAUGAAGGACUGAGUCACACAACCUUUUUAGAGAGACUUUUUCAUCACCAGAUUGGCUCUCCCCCCCACCCCCCAGUUGAGCAAGUUUGAAUUGACUUGUGAUGACAGGUGAUUUGACUUGGCAGCUCAUGAUCUCUAUUCAAAGCUGUAUACAAUUAAUUGCAAAAAAAACCCUACAAAGAAACCACUACCAUAUAGAAAAUAAUGCACCACUACCAUAUAGAAAAUAAUGCACAACUUGAGUGUGGACCGUGGUGUGUGUGUGUGUGGCUAACCUGUGGCCUGCCAGAUGUUCUCCAGCUCCCAUCAGCCUCAGACAGCAUGGCCAAUGAUCAGGGAUGAUGUGAGUUGUAGUCUGACAACAUCUGGAAGGCCAGGGGUUCCCCGCUUUCAAAUGGACACAUAUAGAAAAGGACAUACUGAGUUUUCACUACACCAGCCCAAGCUAGGAACUUGUGCUUGGCUAUGACUUCCCAAUGACUGUGGCUUCUCACAUCAGAAAAGGCUUGCAUGUGUGAUCAUCACAUGCGCCUUUCUACACCCAAGUUGCACAUCAGUUGCUACAUGGAAGUACCUUCUGGAUAGGAAUGGUGUGAAGUGCUCUCCUAAAUUAGUACUAAAUGCAUCCUGUGCCCUGCGGCUGGCUAUGUUUAGCUUGGAGAAAACGAAGCGAGCAGACUUGAAAUAUUGGAAGGGUUGCCACACAGAGGAUGGAGCAGGUUUUUUUGCAGUGUUCUUCAGCCUUUGGUCUCCAGAUGUUGUUGGGCUACAACACCCAUCAUCCAUGGCCAAUAGCUAAAGCUGGCUGGGGAUGAUGGGAAUGGGAGUUUCACAACAUCUGGGGUCCCAAAGUUGAACACUCUUCUAGAGGACAGGACCAAGGGGUAGAAAUUACAGGGAUGCAGAUUUAGGAUAAAGGUUAGAAUAAAUCUCCGACAGGCAGGAGCUGUUCAACACUGGAACAGACUGCAUCAGGAGAUGAUGGGCUCUCCUUUGGUGAGAGCAUUUAAGCAGAAGUUGAGCAGCCAACUUUCAGGGAUUCUGAAGCUGGCACCUGCAUUGCAGAUUCUGCAGUGAGCAAGGGAGUUAGACUAGAUCUGCAAAGAUACCUUCCAACUCUGGGGGUAUCCGUCUCAAUAAUUGCAAGUGUGAAAUAAAUUCUAGUUGCACAGUUGGACUUUCCCCUCUCUCCUCCCCACACCACUCCAAAGAAGGGGGGGAGGUAUAAAAGGAGAAUUCCUGGAUGCCAAGAUCCAAGGUUGGGACAAGUAUACUUUGGCGAGAGAACCCCUGCAGAGAUUUUAAAUCACAAAAUAUGCAGCAAAGUAUGGAGAUAUAGGCUAUUAUGUAAAGGUAAAGGUAAAGGGACCCCUGACCAUUAGGUCCAGUCGUGGCCGACUCUGGGGUUGCAGCGCUUUAUUGGCCGAGGGAGCUGGCGUACAGCUUCUGGGUCAUGUGGCCAGCAUGACUAAGCCACUUCUGGCGAACCAGAGCAGCGCACAGAAACGCCAUUUACCUUCCCGUCGGAGCGGUACCUAUUUAUCUACUUGCACUUUGAGGUGCUUUCGAACUGCUAGGUUGGCAGGAGCAGGGACCGAGCAACGGGAGCUCACCCCGUCACGGGGAUUUGAACCACCAACCUUCUGAUCGGCAAGCCCUAGGCUCUAAGGUUUAACCCACACCGCCACCCACUAUUAGAACUUUAAAAUAUGCUCUUGUGAGUUACAAAGCUUCCUCCUUCCCCAUCAUAGAAAAAGACCACACGUUUAGGUAAAUUUAAAAUUGUUUACUUACAAACUCUCCAAAGGUCAGUUUCAUGUGUUUUUCCAUACUGCAUACAGGAAAAUGUUGCACAUGCAGUAAAACCUGCCUUAGUUACAGUGGUGAAAGUUCCUAAAUUAUUGGUAUAGGAACUCAAGGAAGACUUGUUAGAGCCAUGUGGCUAAGCUGAAGCAACCAGUUCAGACCUCACAUGCUGAGCUCAUCAGGUAGACUGAGGUACAGCAAGAGGCCUAGCUAAGCCUGGCAGGACAGCUUACUCUAUGGCAUUAACCCCUUAGUGCAUAAAUUAGACUUAAGCAUGUUGAGUAUAUGAGGCUGGUUAUCCCACAAUUAGUAGGUGGUGGUUUUUGGUUUAAAUUAUCCCACUUUUUAGCAAGGAACCCUCAGGUCUGCUUCCUUGCUUUGCUCUGGUUCUAAUUGAGUUAAUAGGAAAGGAUGAGAGGAGGGGAAGGGAAGGGAUGGGGAAAAAAAGCUUUCCCUAUUCUGCAUUCUUGUGUGCAUCUUGUGUACUAUUUUCUCGCUGUACCUCCACCUGACUUUUCCUAAUGGGAGAAGCACAGAGGCCAGCCCUACCAUUGGGCAGUGGAGACCAGCCCAUUAGGACAAAAGGGGUACUGCUCCACCAGCCUCAGCCUGCUCUCCUCCUCUUUAACCCCAGCCCUUGUAGAACCCAGAGGGGAGGAGGAUGGUGACAAAAGUAGAAGGAGUUGCUCUGUCAGUCAUUGGCUCGGACCUGCCUUCUAGUCCCAAUGGCCAGUAGCCGCUGCUGCCAUUAGGCAGAGUGUAGUGACCUCCUCAGACAGCAGAUACUAGGGAGCAUUUCCUUGGCUGUUCCCUUCUUCAGAGGACAGAGCUGUGUCCUGCACUCCCCUCCCCCGACUAGUCUGUGACCUUCAGGUGCAAGAGAUGGUGGUGGAUACUAUGACAACACUAGUACUGAAAUAACGGCCAGUCCAGUUCAUGGAAUGCUUGGUGGUGAAGGGGGGGGGGAUGAGGAAGGCACCAUCUUGUCCUUUGCCUCAGGUGGCAAAAUGUCUUGGGCCAGCCCUGAAGCAGUAUUAUUGAUUGAUUGAAUUUAUAUACCGCCCUAUAUCCGGGGGGCCCUCUAGACCAAGUUUGGUCUUUUAAUUGGGUGUAUUCUGCAACAGGUCAUUGAUGCAAUAAUAGUGCAUUUGUGGUAUAUUUAUACUGAGCUAUUUACUUGCUUUGUUAGUGGUUCUUUGAUGCUUCCCCAACGUCAGUGCAUUGCUGCUGUCUGAAAGUAUAGUGCAACAAAAGUGGGGCAAGGCUAAGCUGGAACAUUUGUCGUAUUUUAAAAAAAUAAUAUAGGGUUUCAGAGGAAAUCAAGUGAUGUGCACUAAUGGGGGGGGCAGCAUGCCUGCCCCAAAACUUUUGCAGGUGCAAACAGUAUUGAAAUCAAAAUCAAGUACAGUGGUACCUUGGUUCUCAAACACAAUCCAUUCCGGAAGUCUGUUUGACUUCCGAAACAUUUGAAAACCAAGGCGCGGCUUCCGACUGGUGCAGGUGGCCCAGAAACAAUAGCCGACAGCCACGUCGGAUGUUUGGCUUCCGAAAAAUGUUAGAAAACUGGCACACUUACUUUUGGGUUUUCAUCGUUCAGGAGCUGAUUUGUUCAUCGACUAAGCCGUUUGAGAACCAAGGUUCCACUGUAUACCAUCAUGACCACAAAUAAUCAUGAAUGCACAAUAACAAGGAUGGUUGGCUGGGGCUGGGGCCCACUAGGAAGUUUACCACACAAGUCCCAUUGCAGUGAUUAGCAACAGCAACAUUUCUACAGAGUUUGCAAAUCAUGUGCCUCUAUUAUUAAAAAAAAUAAAUCAAAGAAGUGUCCCGUCUUUAAAGACAUCUCCUCUUCUCCUCUCUUCUCUUCUCUUCUCUUCUCUUCUCUUCUCUUCUCUUCUCUUCUUUUCCCUUUCUGGUCAACGGAUUAAAGUGGUGGCGACCCAUUUGGUGGUUUUGUUUGUUUGACCCAAGCACAAACUACUUGGGACCAGCCCUCUUGGGAAUGCAGUUUGCCCAGGGUUAGGAUAGCCUGGAUAGCUCAGCUGGUUAGAGCAUGGUGCUGAUGAUGGUAAGGUUGCAAGUUCAAUUCCCUAUUUCUGCAUUGCAGGGGGUUGGACUAGAUGAUCCUCAGGGUCCCUUCCAACUCUAUAAUUCUAUGCAGAGGAGUUUGGAUAGCCAGGAGUUUCUGAGAAAAAGCUCUGUGUGUUUUGAGGGAAGUUGUGGGGGUGCGGAAGGGAGAAUAACCUCCCAGCCGAGCUUACUGUAUCUUAAGCGUACGCCCUGCAGAAGGCUUCUUUCCGCUUCACAAGUUUGAUCUUCGAGUUCUGAAGAAACUCUUGCAUCUUAUUCCCUUAAGAGAAGCUUCCAUGAGGCAGUAGCAGCAUCUAUCUACCUCUUGCCCAUGGGAUGCGCUUUGCUUUGCUUUCCACACCACAAGAGACACACAUGUAUCACGGUCUCUCUCUGUCUCUCCCCCCAUCCCUAUGUUCUGCAGAGCUGCUGACCCAUAUCAGCAGAUUAGCCUGUUCCCACCCAUUACACCAGACCCUUCUAGUCUUCUUCUUCUUUGGCAAUCACUCAUAGCUGAGUAAGAUUGUCCUCCAUAAACACAGUUUUAACAGUGAGUUCAUAAGUGACUGUGGAGGCCAAUUCUGGAUCCACAUGUUCUUCCACAGUGGGGACAUAGGUUUCCGGGCAGGAGCUGAUCACGGUGAGGGUUUGCCAAGGGUGCCUUCCUCUUAGCGUGUUUCUCCCUUUCAUCCUGAGUUCAAGUGUCUUCAAAACUCAUGACAUCUUUGGUAAAGGCUGUUCUCCAAUUGGAGCGCUUGCAGGCCAGUGUUUCCCAGUUGUCGGUGUUUAUACUACAUUUUUUUAGAUUUGCCUUGAGAGAGUCUUUGAACCUCUUUUGUUGACCACCAGCAUUACACUCACCAUUUUUAAGUUCAGAAUAGAGUAGUUGAUGAUAAUAAGCAGGCAUCCGCACAACAUGACCAGUCCAACAAAGUUGAUGUUGGAGAAUCAUUGCUUUGACACUGCCAAUCUUUGCUUCUUCCAGUACACUGGUAUUAAUUCACCUGUCUUCCCAGGUGAUGUGUAAAUUUUUUUGGAGACACACCCUUGAUGGAAUCUUUUAAGGAGUGGGAGAUGGCAUUCAUAAGUGGUCCACGGUUCACAAGUAUACAGUAAGGUUGAUAGUACAAUAGCUUUAUAAACAAGCAUUUUGGUUUCCCUGCGAAUGUCCCGGUCCUCAAACACUCUACACUUCAAUCACUUGCAGUACCAAAGGAGGGAUGGCAGAAAUCCAAAAGGAAUAAUGAGAUGGCGGGGAUGGCAGGUCUGUAGCCCAGGAGUGCAACACCUGCUUUUCACAAGCCUGGAUAGCUCAGUUGGUUGGAGCAUGGUGGUGAUCACACCAAGGUUGCAAGUUUGAGCCCCUGUGCGUAUGGGACAGCUGCAUAUUCCUACAUUGCAGAAGGUUGGACUAGAUCAGGCAUAGGCAAACUCGGCCCUCCAUAUGUUUUGAGACUACAGUUCCCAUCAUCCCUGACCACUGGUCCUGUUAGCUAGGGAUGAUGGGAAUUGUAGUCCCAAAACAUCUGGAGGGCCAAGUUUGCCUAUGCCUAGACUAGAUGUUCAUCAGGAUGCCUUCCAACUUUGAUUCCUCGGUGUUGUUGGUGAGAUCCCCAUUGAAAGGCUCUGAAGGUUAGGGAAGACCUCUGCUUGGGGGCCAAAUCUUACGCUAUAUCAUCACUACAGCACGGAGAAAAAUGUACCGAGGAAGGAAGGAAAAUCAAUACCUGUGUAGCACAUAAUUGGGAGAAACUAUUCCCAAAUGUGAUCUGUCUCUCUUCCUCACUCUCUCUCUCUAAAGCAAAAGUUGUGGUCCCUGGGUCAGGCAGUGGCAACCCAGUGGAGAAAGAGCACAAGCUGGCUGGCUGGCUGUAGAAGCGAAAGCCUUUGAGCAGGCUCAGCUCUUUUCUAUUUUCAUAUUAUGUAGCUAGCCUGCUUACGCAGAGAAAGGUACUCUUAGGAAACCUGGGUUACAGGGCUUGAUAUCAAGUUGUAGAACAGAUUUAGUGUGGGCUGUAGUGUACCAACAAGCCCUCUUUCUCCCCCUUGUUUUCUUUCUCCUCCCCUCCCCUUCCUCUCCUUGCAAAAGCAACUUGGUCACAUAAACCUUUUGGGAGGAUAUUUUCAGAGCUCCUGUGCCCGUGGUUGGAAACUGACAUUACAAUAUACUAUGAAGUUUUGCUUUCCUCUUCUCUCUCUCUCUCUCUCUCUCUCUCUCUCUCUCUCUGUGUGUGUGUGUGUGUGUGUGUGUGAAAGAGAGAGGGAACUUGGGCUGGUGUUUAAGCAGUGGAGUCUGUUGCAUCUAGUUACCCUUUAAGGUGGAAUGUGGAAGGAGGUAGCAGGCUCUAAGAGGUGCUAUUUCACACCUACACCUGCUAGAAAGGAGAAACAUUCAAUGGUUUACCCCUAAUUUUUUUUAAAAAAUCUGGUUUUUAUCUUGGAUAGCAGCUGGAUUUUAUUUUUAAUUUUUGAAAAGCGGGAUCUUGGAGAGCCACGGCCAUUCAAGGACCCUUCAGAUGACCUGCUUAAUCAGCAUUCAAUCUUGCUUUGCUUGCACAAUGCUUACAGACUGGUUAGACCCGUGGUUCCCAACGUGGGGCACAUGCUGCACAAGGGGGCAAUUUGAGCUUGUUUAGACCAAGUUAAUGGCCUUUUAGGCUUCCUCCACAUAAAUAGGAGUUCACUUUUUGAAUAAUAAGAUUAGUAUAUGUCACAAGGGGGGUUGGGCAUCAGGAUUUUAAAGAGAGGCUUAGGUGGGGCAUGGCCAAAAAAAAGGUUAGACUAUGCCCAGUCUAUGUUGAGUAUUUGUUUUGAUUUGUCCGAAGGUUGUUUAGACACCCCGUUACUUUCCAAACCACCAAAAGACUGAUUCUUUUUUUAAAAAGUGGAUUUGCUAUGCUAGGGCAACAGAAUGCUGAAAUCCAUUUUCACCGUGCAAUUGCAGUUGGAUCCCUCCUGCAAAACAGUGACAAUCUGGAGACACCCUCAGAGACCACAGUGCUGGAUGACAGAGGCCAGUGGUCUUGCUGAGUUCUACUUCCUUAUCUUUUUGCUUGGAGGUCUGCAGCUCCAAACAGGGAGCAUAGAAAGCUAUGCAGGGCUUUGGUUCUUAAGUCUCACGCAGAGGAGGAUUGCAUGGAAGCUUGCCAGGAAUAAAGGGCAAUGGCACCGCUGCUGUUGCUUAAAUUUGUCACACGGGUGUCCUUCCUCCACCUUUCCCCUUCACUCUCCUUCCCUUGUAUGGCUUGUCUUUUUAAUUUGUUAGCCUGAGUGCAGGACCUGCCCCCAUUUAAUGGAUGUGAAUGGCUUUGGGAGACGUUUGCAGAAUACCUAGGGUGGAGAUUCCGCCAAGAGGGGGAUUCCACAGGGAAAAAAGCCCUGCUUCUCACACUUGCUCUUCUUCUUGAUUAAAAGUAAAUUAGGUACGUUUGGGCUAAUGUGCUUUUAGGUGUUGUUGUUGUUUAGUCAUUUAGUCGUGUCCGACUCUUCAUGACCCCAUGGACCAGAGCACGCCAGGCACUCCUGUCUUCCACUGCCUCCCACAGUUUGGUCAAACUCAUGCUGGUAGCUUCAAGAACACUGUCCAACCAUCUCGUCCUCUGUUGUCCUCUUCUCCUUGUGCCCUCCAUCUUUCCCAACAUCAGGGUCUUUUCCAGGGAGUCUCUCUUCUCAUGAGGUGGCCAAAGUAUUGGAGCCUCAGCUUCACGAUCUGUCCUUCCAGUGAGCACUCAGGGCUGAUUUCCUUAAGAAUGGAGAGGUUUGAUCUUCUUGCAGUCCAUGGGACUCUCAAGAGUCUCCUCCAGCACCAUAAUUCAAAAACAUCAAUUCUUUGGUGACCAGCCUUUUUUAUGGUCCGGCUCUCACUUCCAUACAUUACUACUGGGAAAACCAUAACUUUAACUAUAUGGACCUUUGUUGGCAAGGUGAUGUCUCUGCUUUUUAAGAUGCUGUCUAGGUUUGUCAUUGCUACUUUUAGGUAGACUCUGGCUUUAGCAAGGCUGUCUGAGCUAAGAUUUGAAGUCUGGAGUUUCCAGUCUAAAUCCUUUGGGCACUGGACCGGAUGCACCCACAGCCCGAUCGAGAAGAUAUUUGAACUACAACUUCCACCAUCCCUAGCCAUUGACUAUGCAGGUUUCUGAAUUUUGGGCGUUGGGGUUGGGAGGUUUUGAAGUCCAACAACAUCUGGAUUUGGAGAAUGCUGCCAUGUUGCAGAUGGCUACUGGUUUAGGGGGAGCAUAAAAAUUCAUACAGGAUCACACCAUCCCAUGAAUUUCUCUGCCCCUCACUGGCCUUGCUGAGGAUUCUCCAACAUACAACCGAUAAGCCAUGCUAUCUAAAUGGAAUGUCCAGUUUCAGAGGCAGUUACUGGGGGACAAAGAAUGAGGGCAGCUUUUGACUUCAUGUCCUGGUUGUGGAGAGAUCAGAUUUAGUCACUGAUAAAUGGUUGCAGAGUUAUUGAAGGACUGGCCCUUCUGCUAACGCCACGACACUGUUUUUGUGCGUCCCUUUCUUCAAAGAAUUUUCCUUUCUGGAUGAAGCAUUCAGGAUCCACAGUAUAUUAGGGUCUAUGGAAAAUGUCGGGUCAAGACCAUAGCUGUCAACUUACAGAUUUGAAAAUAAGGGACCAGCAGCCUUGAAAAUAAAGGACCAGCAGCCAAAAUAAGGGACCUGCAGCCUCACCUGUUCCAGGCACUCCAGUCUUCCUGUCCUCCGGCAGUCUGGUCUACUCAUGCUGGUAGCUUCAAGAACACUGUCCAACCAACUUUGUAACCAGAGGUUCAACUGAAUAGAAUCUGAAUCACAUGCACCACAAGGCCUAUGAAGCCUCAGACUUAAGAUGGCUCCCUGGCCUGGCUUUGCACUGCAAAGUUUGCAGCAGCACGUGCAACAAAAUGGCGUCCAGCAUUCAAAAACCUCCUCAGCUUGCAUUAACUAGCCACACACAAGGCAUGCAAGCUCCACCCCCCAGUCGUUCUUAGACUUCUUAUUGGGUGAGCAACACAGCCAAGCAACACAGUUGGAGCCUCCCUCCUCCCUGGCCGGCAGGGAGGGAGGGAGAGGAGCUGCUUCCUUUGAAAUUUAAGGGACAUCAUUUAAGGGACAUUUAAGGGACAUCCAUCAAUAAGGGACAGCAGCGGGACAUGGCGCUGGAAUAAGGGACUGUCCCUUCAAAUAAGGGACACUUGACAGCUAUGGUCAAAACAGUUUCUCACAAAUCCUUAAUGCCCCAUCUGGUCAAUUAAGGUUUAUAUACUAUUGUUGUACUGUGUAUUUUGGGUCUAUAGACCGCAAUAAAGCUGUGUGUGUUUUAAGGUCCACAUCUAGGGUUGGCAUCCAUGUCUUGGGAGAGGCUUGGUUUGCUUUUAACAGCCACAUAUUAUGUGGAAAUCCAGAAGUCAUGUGACCAUUUCCCAGCGAUGCUGUAGUGUGAAAAGCUGCACCUGCCGGACUUCUGCCUACUUUACUCUUAAAGGCACGACUCUACUUGCAUUCUGCUGCUGGUUGGAGCAUUCUAGCAUUUAAAAAUGAAUGUUCUUUCCUUUUUUUCUUCCUUCUCUAAAGCAAUUUAAGCAGUUCCUAUAACAAUACUACUACACUGUGUGCUUGUUUUUUAAAUUAAUAAUAGGGCACACCUCUGUAGCAUGUAUAAGAUUAUUUAAAUCAAUUGGGGCAUUUUAAGAGACGGAUCUUGAGGGGAAUACAUUUGCAAAUGUCUCUAGGCAUGGCAGCCGGGGGGGGGGGGGGCGACGACAAUGCCUGCAUAAAUCUAUAAAUAAAUUAUCCCUCCAUGUAGUACUUAGUAAUAUCGCUGCAGUUGGGCUGCUGUGUAAUUUGAGUAAUCUGGGUCCAUCUCCUGCACCCUUUCCUGUUAUUUUGGGUGCAAUUAGAACUCUACCGCGGUGACAUGAACACGCACGUUGAACUCUGGCAUUCUGUGCCCGCUUUGUACAGUGUGGUUUGUAUCUAAUGGUCUUUCUGGAUAUAUAUUUUUUUUUAAGGUGGGGUAAUAGUCUUGAAUGAGACGAGUGUGCUGCUAGCCUGACCUGCUGGUAUAUUUUUAAAUCCUAGGAGGAUUAGAAGUGGGAAAAUAAAAGUAUUCAGAAAGAGAGGCUUUUGGGUCUUUUUCCUGUUUCCCCCCUCACGUAUCAUUAUCACAAGGGUUAAACUCUGCUAGAUGCAGAGAGAUGAUCCCUCAUUAGCGGGCAUUGCAAAUGUGCCUCAGCUUUGAGAUGAGCUGAUAUUAGCUCACACUUUUCCUUCCUAAUCAUUGGCUAAAUUAGUCAGAUUUCUGCAACAUUGAUAGUUACAAUAUCUCCAUAAAGAAGAUACAUCUGCUAUGUUAAAAUAUGUGUGUGUGCAUAUGCAGAAGCAUAAACACACACCUGUUACAUAAAACAGAUGCAAUGGGUGCAAUUCUAUGCAUGUAUCCUUGGAAGAGGGACACGGGUGGCGCUGUGGGUUAAACCACAGAGCCUAAGACUUGCCAAUCAGAAGGUCGGCGGUUCGAAUCCCCGUGACGGGAUGAGCUACCGUUGCUCGGUCCCUGCUGCUGCCAACCUAGCAGUUCGAAAGCACGUCAAAGUGCAAGUAGAUAAAUAGGUACCACUCUGGCGGGAAGGUAAACAGUGUUUCCGUGCGCUGCUCUGGUUUGCCAGAAGCGGCUUAGUCAUGCUGGCCACAUGACCCGGAAGCUGUACGCCGGCUCCCUCGGCCAAUAAAGCAAGAUGAGCACCACAACCCCAGAGUCGGCCACGACUGGACCUAACCGUCAGGGGUCCCUUUACCUAUCCUUGGAAGAAGGUCCCACUGUGUUUAAUGGGUUUUACUUUCAGUGUGCAUAGAAUUGCAGGCCAAAUUGGUAGUAACUGCUGUGGAACAGUUGCCUCUUUCCCCCCCGUGCUGCGGAACAGUUCCGUGCUCUUUGCUUGCUUUCUAGGCUUCGGUCUGAACAGUUUUUCCCCCUGCCUCCAAGGGAAAACUCACUCUUUAGUGGUAGCUUGUAACAAAUGGCAAUCGGGGGGAAAUCUGAAUUUCCGUUUGCUCUGGUUGAAUGCCAAAGAGAGGUUUUCCCUGGAGGAAAGCAGCAGGACAAGGCAAAAUGUGGGUAAGCUUUGAGAGACGGAGCUAGACAUCAGAAACUCUCCGGUUUGAAUGUUACCUCAGCUAUAACCUGAACUUUGCGGCCCUAGACACUCCCUCUCAGCCUCAGUCCUUCCCUGUGAAAUAUUGUGGGGGGAAUGUUGGAGGAUAAUUAUACUGACUUACCUUCCAGGGUUCUUGUUGUUAUUGUUGUCGUUGUAAGGAUUACUGCAAGGUAAUGUACACAGGUGGCGCUGUGGUCUAAACCACAGAGCCUAGGGCUUGCCGAUCAAAAGGUCAACAGUUCGAAUCCCUGCGACGGGGUGAGCGCCCGUUGUUUUGGCCAAGCUCCUGCCUACCUAGCAGCUUGAAAGCACAUCAAAGUGCAAGGUGCAAGUAGAUAAAUAGGUACCAUUCUGGCGGGAAGGUAAAUGGCGUUUCCGUGCGCCACUCUGGUUCACCAGAAGCAGCUUAGUCAUGCUGGCCACAUGACCCAGAAGCUGUCUGUGGACAAACGCUGGCUCCCUCAGCCAGUAAAGCGAGAUGAGCGCCACAACCCCAGAGUCGUCCGCAACUGGACUUAACAGUCAGGGGUCCCUUUACCUUUAAUGUACAUGAAACCCUUUGAAUGCUUGAAGGUGCUAUCGAAAAGUUAAGUAGUAGUAUUUUUAUUCAUUACAGGGACAUAUGGUGUAAGUAAACCCAUCUCCUAUGUUUUAAUGCUGCACAAUGCUAUUUUUAUAUAAUCCACUUGGAGAUUUUCUUUACAGUCAAACGGUAGCUGCAUUUCAUUAGGUAAAGACCGAUUGAAUGUGCUCUCAUGCCUUGAGAGCUUACACAUGAGCAGAGCCUUUUAAAGCCUUUGGAAAUUUCCUUACAUAGCCUACUGUGACAUGUGUUCUUCGGGGAGCGCAUCCUCCCUCCUCCCUCAGAUCUGUGGGGGAGGCAUUGCUCCAUGCGCCACCUUUAAUGGCAGUGCCACUGCCGCCACCUCCUCCUCCUCCGCCUCCUCUUUAGUGGUGCCCACACUCCAGAAAACUUUGCAGACAGAGGAACGUCUGGCCAUUUCACUGUCGGCUUUCUGGCAUUUAGUUCUAAACAUGGCUAAUUCUGGAAGGCUGUUAAAAUAAAUAAAUAAAGAACACUGGCUGGUGACAGUUGGUGUUGGGCUUUUUUAGGUGUGUGGGUUUUAUUUAUUUAUUUAUUUAUUUAUUUGCUUGCCUGCCAGAAUGCAGGUUGAGGAAAAAAACGUCUUUGUGUUUUUAUUUAUGCUUUGCUCUAUUUUUUGAUACUGGGUUUUAAAUGUUUAGUAUUAUGCUUUGUUUUUGGAUUUUUUAAAAUCACGGUUCUGCAUUGCUUUUUUGGGUGCUGUUGGGGUGGCAGAGAGAAGGGUGUGGCGUACAUGUUUUGAAAUUAAUAUUUUCCACAUUCACAUGAUAUGCAUGGCAGAUGAAUAGGUAGUACAGUGGUACCUUGGUUCCUGAACGCCUCCAUUGUCACAUGUUUCGGUUCUCAAACGCAGAAAAACUGGAAGCAAAUGCUUCCGUUUUCAAACGUUUUUUGGAACCCGAACGUGUGAUGCGGCUUCCGCUGAGUGCAAGAAGCUCUUGCAACCAAUGGGAAGCCGUGCCUCGGUUUUUGAAUGUUUCGGAAGCCGAACGGGCUUCCGAAAUGGAUUCCAUUUGAGAACCAAGGUACCACUGUACAUUGUUAGUCAGAGCUAAUAAUUGCUUCUCCCUCUUUGUGGCACUACCCACAAAGCAAGGACUGCCUGCUGCAACAACCAGAAGGAUUUUCAUAGGGCUUCCCAGGUACCAUCAGUUAGGCACUGUGGGUUAAACCACAGAGCCUAGGACUUGCCGAUCAGAAGGUCGGCGGUUCGAAUCCCCGCAACGGGGUGAGCUCCCAUUGCUCGGUCCCUGCUCCUGCCAACCUAGCAGUUCGAAAGCACGUCAAAGUGCAAGUAGAUAAAUAGGUACUGCUCUCGCGGGAAGGUAAACGGCGUUUCCGUGCGCUGCUCUGGUUCGCCAGAAGCGGCUUAGUCAUGCUGGCCACAUGACCCGGAAACUGUACGCCGGCUCCAUCGGCCAAUAAAGCGAGAUGAGCGCUGCAGCCCCAGAGUCGACCACGACUGGACCUAAUGGUCAGGGGUCCCUUUACCUUCACCUUUUACAAACCAAAUUUUAGCCCAGCUGCAUCUUUACCUGUCCCCACUGGCACCAAUUCCAGGGGCCCCCCAGAGCACCCACAAAUUUUUUGCUGCAGGUGCCUGGCCUCCACCCCUGCCGCCUCUGCCAGCCAAGUGCCAAUUGCUGGGAACAAACAAUAGACAUCUAUAAACACCAUCAGAUUGGCUGCUGUGUGAUGCAAUAUUAAGCUGACCUUUCUGUUUGAUCCAGGAGAACUUUUCUUAUUUUCUUGCCCUACUGUUUUUUUAAAAAAAAAAUCUUUUUCUGUUGGAUAGAAGCUCACAGUCUAUUUAAGGUAAAGGGACCCCUGACCAUUAGGUCCAGUCAUGGCUGACUUUGGGGUUGCGGUGCUCAUCUCACUUUAUUGGCCGAGGAAGCCGGUGUACAGCUUCCAGGUCAUGUGGCCAGCAUGACUAAGCAGUUUCUGGCGAACCAGAGCAGCACACGGAAACGCCGUUUACCUUCCCGCCAGAGUGGUACCUAUUUAUCUACUUGCACUUUGGAAUUGGAUUUGGAUUUGGAUUUGAUAUCCCGCUUUAUCACUACCCAAAGGAGUCUCAAAGCGGCUAACAUUCUCCUUUCCCUUCCUCCCCCACAACAAACACUCUGUGAGGUGAGUGAGGCUGAGAGACUUCAGAGAAGUGUGACUGGCCCAAGGUCACGCAGCAGCUGCAUGUGGAGGAGCGGGGAAGCGAACCCGGUUCACCAGAUUACGAGUCUACCGCUCUUAACCACUACACCACACUGGCUCAAAAGCACUUUGAUGUGCUUUCGAACGGCUUCAGUGUUGGUAGCGGCAUGCUGAUAUUUUUCUUUUUAAUGUUGUCUUAAAGAAAUCAACAAUUUGCAAAGGAAGGGAUGCCUCAAAAAGUGAAGCCAGAGGCCUUGGCGAAGACCUCUUUCCAUGAAUCAAAUGAAAACCACAAUGUGCUCCGUGGAAUACAACUGUUCAGGACCCUGGACAGCUCCACCCAGCAUUCCUGAGAGAUCUUGAACUGAAAUUUGUGUGUGUGUGUGAUGUUUUUUCCAGUUCUAGCUGCUAGCAAGGCUACAGCUCCUAGGCAAGCAGGCCGCUUAAACGUUUUCCACCACAGCACCUUUUAAUAUAAAAAGUUUGGUACAGUUUUCAGGCAUGAUGACUAGGGCUGGAAGCCUUAAUUGGUUCAAUCAGUAGAUUAAACAACUAAAGCUUUAGUUGAUUAGUUGGUGGUAGGAAAAUUUAAUUGGUGCGGCUGAGAGUUAAAGGCACAUUUUCUUUCUUUUUUUAAAAAAAGUUACGUUGGUUCCAGCUUGUUUAUUAGAACAGGGAGUGGAAAAGAAAAUGUUAAAAGAUGGCAUUUUUCUUUAACUGCAAGUUAUCUCAUGCUUCUUUUAACAUACAAAAUAGGGCACCCGUGUUGAGCUAUUGGUAAUAGGAAGAAUAUCGUCAAUGAAUAAGCGAUAGGUUGGUUAAAAAGAGUUAAUUUUUAAUCAACUAAAACUGGGAUUGGCUGACAGCCCUAGUGGUUACUUUUAAGAAUCUUCCAGAUUACUUUUAUUAUGGAGGCUCAGAGUACUCUUUCAGCAUUUAACUUCCAACAACUCUGAUGUGUUACCACAUGUUGCUUAACAUAUGACUUUCCCAGAUUUUUUUGGGGGGGAUGGAGUUUUCCUUUCCUUUCCUUUCUAUAUUUCCUCGCACACUUACUUAGUGCACCAGAGUCUCUUGAGACAGGAGCGUAUGACGCCACUGUUUGAACGAGCCCUUUGUAUCUCCAUGGGAAUGUAGACUUUAGGCUGAAAGAAAUUAAAAGGAACUGUGUGUGUGUGUAUGUAAAUUUAAUUCAAAUUCUCAGAUUACCGAUAAAUACCCUUCAGUCAAAGCGUUUUAGUUGCAAUUUCAAAAUUUAAAGGCACCAAACAACUGAAGCUUAAAGAGAGAGAGAGAGAGUUCAUCAUCUGGCUUUAAAUCAAGACCAGGAUAUAUUAGGGUUGUGGUGAAUUUUUGCCCAUGAACAUUUUCAGGGCAAAAGGCUGGAGGAGGGAAGCAUUUCAUGAUCCUCCCUCAUAUGCUGUUUCACCACCUAUUCAAAGCUGCUUAUUUCUCCAAUCUGUUCCUUCGGUCCUAUUUUCAUUUAUGAACAGGGGCUUCUUUCUGAAGUGAUCCCAGAUCACAAACCAGAUUUUAACUAUAUGACGUGGUCAUGAAGUGAAAUCAGAAUGAGGGAUGGAUGAAUGGUAUCGUUCCGAAUCAUGGGUAGGCAAACUAAGGCCUGGGGGCCGGAUCCAGCCAAAUCACCUUCUAAAUCCGGCCUGCGGACGGUCCAGGAAACAGCGUGUUUUUACAUGAGUGGAAUGUGUCCUUUUAUUUAAAAUGCAUCUCUGGGGUUAUUUGUGGGGCCUGCCUGGUGUUUUUACAUGAGUAGAAUGUGUGCUUUUAUUUAAAAUGCAUCUCUGGGUUAUUUGUGGGGCAUAGGAAUUCCUUCAUGUAUAUUUUUUCAAAAUAUAGUCCGGGCCACCACAAGCUCUUAGGGACAGUGGACCGGCCCCCUGCUGAAAACGUUUGCUGACCCCUGCUGAAUGGUACAGUGUACAUGCUAAAUUUCUAAAGCAUGUUUCCUCCCUCAGAAAAAUUCCUGGCACUGUAGUUUGUUAAUAGGAAGGACUUCACCCCCAGUGGGAGACAAUCUCCCCCAUCUGAGCAACUCUUAAAUCUCCCUCACCUUUCUCUGCUGGCCCCACAGGGAAAUUCUCCUUCCCCGAACUGAACUCGGUAUACCCCUGUGCUUUUAGCAUGUGCAUUUACCUCUUGCACACCCACACCCCAGCCCACCAAUAGCAACUGUUCCCCUGAGCUGCACUCCCCAACAGACUACUUUCCCUGAGUAGGCGAAGGGACAUCGCAAGAGGAAGGAGCACACGGUGUCCUGGGGUAUAAAUAGCUCCAGCCGUGAGUUGUAACAAUAGCUGCACCACCUGUGCUGGGAACAAGUUGCCUAUAUGCAGGAGGGGAGCUGGUGUCAGUUCUCCCCAUGUCGCUGGCACAUGCAUACCCCCUGAAGGUAUAGAUUUAGUUGUGUCUGUUGCUCCUAUACAAAAGGAAAACUCUGAAUUUCCUGUGCAAGGUCUGUGGCUUUGCAUUACUCAUUAGGCUAAGGGUACCAUAGCGUAGGGUCCCAGUCCUAUACUGCAAUGAUCUGAUGGGACCCUCAGCUGCCAGGGGAAAUUUGUCUGAAUAAUAAUAAUAAUAAUAAAUGCUCCACCCAUCUGGCCGGGUUUCCCUAGCCACUCUGGGCGGAUCCCAAUUAAAAACACAAUAAAACAUCAAACAUUAAAAACUCACCUAAACAGGGCUGCCUUCAGAUGUCUUCUAAAAGUCUGAUAGUUGUUUAUUUCCUUGACAUCAGGUGGGAGGGCGUUCCACAGGGCAGGCACCACUACCGAGAAGGCUCUCUGUCUGGUUCCCUGUAACCUCACUUCUCACAGCAAGGGAUCCGCCAGAAGGCCCUUGGAGCUGGAUCUCAGUGUCUGGGCUGAACGAUGUGGGUGGAGACGCUCCUUCAGGUACACUGGGCCAAGGCCGUUUGGGGCUUUAAAGGUCAGCACCAACACUUUGAAUUGUGCUUGGAAACAUACUGGGAGCCAAUGAAGGUCUUUCAGGACCGGUGUUAAUAUGGUCUCAGCGGCUACUCUCAGUCACCAGUUUAGCUGCCGCAUUCUGGAUUAGUUGUAGUUUCCCCCAGCAUGGGCGGGGGGAGUGAGAAGCACCCCUGCCCUCUAGGGCCAUGGCCCCAAUCCAAUUUGUUCCUCUCCCUCUGCUUCAUUUACCCUUUUACAAUGCCAGGGGUCUGAUCACAGGCUUCCCCCCUGUCUUAUCUAGUUGCAUUCUGAGGGUUAUGCCUCAAGAAUUUAUACAGCUCCAAAUUUGGUGACCGUUCCCUUAUUGAGGGAUCCCUUUUGACUAGAUUAAGAUGAACAGCUGAGAUGGUGAACGGGUGCCUUGUAUGGACACACCAUUCAUAGGAAUAAGCUCAUGUGUCACUGAUGAGCAGCAAGGUAGAAAACUGCAACCUCAAACAUCAUUUUGCAAGGAAUGCCAAGAUGUGCAUUGCAACCCCACCACCUGGUUGCAACAUCAGAACGUUUCACACAUUCUUUAUUUUUUAAAAAACAACACAAAAACCCAUGAUAGUUGAAAUACUUGUUGCUGCUCUUUAUUCACCGUACUUGUUGCUGCUCUUGAUUCACACGUGCCACGGCUUCUCUGAAGAUGGCAUUCACGUUAGGGAUUUACUUUCUGCAAUCCUGAGGACCGGAAACUUCAUUUCAAUCUAUUUUCGACCAAUCUGCCAUUCUCUCAGUUUGAAUCCCAGGGUGCAUGAUGCAUGAAUGUCAAGGAAAAGUAUUACAGCAGCCAGGGCCGGCCCACCCAUGAGGCAAGUUGAGGUGACGGACUCGGGCGGCAGGAUCCACAGGGGCAGCAGAUCUGGCCUCCAAGAAACCCAGCUAGAGCCACCACGGCUGCAAUGGCAGCAGGAGCUGCAGCACUCUCAUUGGAUGCCAGAUCUGUCACCUAAUUGGCAGCCCCACCCAAUGCCUCUUCCACAGCGGCUCUUAGUGAAUAGGGGGCACUGCUGGUCUUCCCCAACCCCUAGGGAGGAAAUGGCAGGAGCUGCCCUCAGGGGUCCGCUGAGCUUUGUACCUGCCCAGAGUGAUUCAGAAUGGGCCACUUCCCCCCUCACAGUGGCCUUUGAUUCCCAGUUCAACCAUCAGGUCAGGUUGAUUUGAUUCUCACCUCUGCUUUUUCCUGAUGUGUAUCUUCAUUCUCACCUUGUUCCCAGUGUACAUCUUCCCUUCCCCUCUUCUUCCCUGAUUGGAGGGGGCAAUUCUGUGAUUCGCUUCAGGUGCCAAAACAUCUAACACCAUCAGGCACAACUUCAGACCCUCCAAGUAUCCCUAUUUUCCAGGGAUGUCCCUGAUUUAGAUGAGCCACCCCACUUUCUGAUUUGAAUCCAGAAUGUCCUGCUUUUCCUUAAAGGGUAAAGGACCAUUAGGUCCAGUUGCGGACGACUCUGGGGUUGCAGCGCUCAUCUUGCUUUAUUGGCCGAGGGAGCCGGCGUACAGCUUCCGGGUCAUGUGGCCAGCAUGACUAAGCCGCUUCUGGCAAACCAGAGCAGCGCACGGAAACUCCGCUUACCUUCCUGCCGGAGUGGUACCUACUUGCACUUUGAUGUGCUUUCGAACAGCUAGGUUGGCAGGAGCAGGGACCGAGCAACAGGAGCUCAGCCCGUGGCGGGGAUUCGAACCGCUGACCUUCUGAUCGGAAAGUCCUAGGCUCUGUGGUUUAACCCACAGGGCCACCUUAGGACGUCUCUAUUUUCAUUGGAGAAAUAUUGGAGGGUAUGGAGUUAUCUGAUCCCCGAGCCAUCCGAAGGCAAUCCUGUAUAGUUGUUUUUUAAUGUAUUAUUGUGUUUUUAUGUAUGUUGGAAGCCACCCAGAGUGGCUGUGGCAACCCAGUCAGAUGUGCGGGGUGUAAAUAGCAAAAUGGAAUGGGACGUACCUAUUUUCAUCAGAGAAAUGUUGGAGGGUAUGCAGCUUAUGUUCUAAUUUAGCAAAUGCAGAGUAGUGCAAAUUGCUGGCGGGUAUUUUUGCAGUUCUUUUUGGCACAACGUGCUGCAAAGAACAUUGAAUUGUUUCUGAUGUUUCCCACCCUCUCACCCUAGCUGUAUACAAAUAGGCAAUCAAGUUGUAUUCCAAGCCAACGUACAGCGCAACUUCUGUCCAAAUAGCUUACAGUAGAUGGGGAAGUCGGUGGGAUGAGGGAGAGGCCAAAUGAGCCCCCCAUGGUGGGGCAGUGGAGGGGGAAGCAGGGCCAGCAUGACUGGGAAUCUGCCCACAAGGGACACAGUGGUCCUGCUGCAGUGAAGAGGCAGCCUGACUGCUGGAGGGGAGUGGUGCCAAUGAAGGCAUCUUGCCUGAAGCUGACACAGGAGUUGAGUGACAGUGAUGGCCAAAGGAAGGCACAAAGAGGGAGAAGAAGAGGGAAGUGGCUUCUCGCAUUGGAAGCAGGGGAGUGUAGAGAAUAGCUUGACAGGGAGAGGGAGAAUAAAGGAGGCAGAUGUGUGCUGUGAAAGAGGAGGAGGUUGUGGCAGGGGCUUGCAGGAGAUCCCAGCUCACUCUCUCUCUCAGGACCUCUGGAGAUCCCUCGCUGCACCAGACCUGGUGACUCACAGCCAUGCAUUUGACCCACCCCAGGGGGGCCUUGCUAAACCCCUCGUUGCUGCUGCCUGCUCUGCUUGGAACUGAAAAAGCAAGAAAGAGGAUUGCCCAGCUCGCACCGGGUGGUGGUGGUGGGGAAGCAGGGUCAACAUCAAGGUUAAAUACAAGGAGCCAACGGGCCGAGUGGGUCGCUCAGGGUGCCUGCUCCCUCUUUUGCUUUCGUCCGAUGCACUUAACCAGAUAACUCCCCGAGGAUCCCAGAAACCCGGCUGCUCUAUAAAUACCUAACCCAUCCCACAUUGCUAAUAGUGAGUAACAACAGCAGGCAAAUUACAGAGCAGGUCUCGGCGUUCUCGUAGGCACCAACUCAAGCAGAUCUAACGGGUGCAUGCGAAGCCUGAAAUCUGCUGUCACCCUGGGUAUAAUUAGAGGGGAGAGAGGAGCUGGGGAACACAGUUAAAACAGCCAGGAGGAGGCGGAGGGGGGGCCUCCUGCCUGCCGCCACCACCCUGCCACCCAACGUCUUAAUUGCCUUUUAAUUUCAAAAGAGCUGCAGCGUGGCUCGGAGCGAUGUACAACAGAGCAGUAGGGAGGUGGGCCCUCGGAGCUGCGUGUUAAACGGCGAUGCUCACACAAAGCAAGGCUGCCUUGAGGGUGAAGGGUGAGGGGCUGGGGUUGUGGCGUUGUACAGAGGGCCGGGCCAAAAGCGUGGAAGGAGGAGAGCGCUUGAAAAGAGCAGCCCAGGGUCUGAUGCAACCAUGGCAAGUUCACUUGGUGGCAGAGGGAGGGAGGGAGAGAAAGGCCUCGUUUCACCUUAACGAGAGAGCAAUCGUGUAGGCUGGCGCCUUUGCAUGCUAAGGGCUGCGUGCCUUUGAUAUCUGGUGCAAGCACGGAACAGGAACGCAGAAUGGCACUAGGCACAGAAAUCCCUAGAAACCGCAGUAUUUAGCAGCAGUCCUUUGCAUAGCAAAUCGGGGUUCUAAAAGAACAUGAAACCCCAGGAAUCAUAGAAUUGUAGAGUAGGAAAGGGACCCCGACGGUCACCCAAUCGAUCUCAACAAGUGGUUACCCAUCCAAUUUGAAACCAGACUAGACCCUGCUUAGAUUUGCAAAUGUGCUAGCAGUUUUAUCGCUGCACCCCUAGGGUCACCUGAGGAGAGGAGGGGCUUCAUAAUAAUAUUAAUAUUCAUAAUUUAUUAUUUAUACCCUGCCCAUCUGGCUGGGUUUCCCCAGCCACUCUGGGUGGCUCCCAGCAGAAUAUUAAAAACAUGAUCAAACAUCAAACAUUAAAAACUUCCCUAGGCAGGGCUGCCUUCAGAUGUCUUCUAAAAGACAGAUAAAGUGGUACCUCGGGUUACAUAUGCUUCAGGUUACAGACGCUUCAGGUUACAGACUCUGCUAACCCGGAAAUAGUACCUCGGGUUAAGAACUUUGCUUCAGGAUGAGAACAGAAAUCGCGUGGCAGUGGCGCGGCAGCACCGGGAGACCCCCAUUAGCUAAAGUGGUGCUUCAGGUUAAGAACAGUUUCAGGUUAAGAACGGACCUCCGGAACGAAUUAAGUACAUAACCAGAAGUACCACUGUAGUUGUUUAUUUCCUUGACAUUGGAUGCGAGGGCGUUCCACAGGAAGGGUGCCACUACCCAGAAGGCCCUCUGCCUGGUUCCCUGUAACUUCACUCCUCACAGUGAGGGAACCUCCAGAAGGCCCUCGGAGCUGGACCUCAGUGACCACUGGACCUUCAGUGCUCCUUGCCCCUUCCCCCUAGCUAGCAGGAGCAGAAUAUUAUUGAGAGCAAGCAAAUCAGUUCAAUUGCACUUAAUCAGAGCAAUGGUUGCAGAAUCCAGCUUUUUGUGAUACAGAGUUUGGGCUGCCCUUGGUACUAAACGUCUGGGUGGUUUUGGUUUUGUUGUGAAGAACACAAGAGUACAUGCAGCUAUGAAGUAAGGGAUGCUGUGCCUUGUGGUGCAGUCUCUUUCUGUACCAGGGAUCUUUCCCGGUCACUGAGAUAAAGUCGCUGUCUCUUGGAAGGAGGAACUGCUAUUUAUAAAGCAUUUCCUCAUCUGGUGCUGUUGAUUACAGCUGCAGCCGCAAGCAUAUAGGCAAUUAUAGGUAGCAGCCUAGGGCAAUCAUUUGUAAGGUUAGCACCUCUCUUGCAGCAGCAGAUGGAAUGGCCCUUCGCUGCAAAGUGCCACUGUGAUGCAAAGAAGGAAGGAAGGAAGGAAGGAAGGAAGGAAGGAAGGAAGGAAGGAUGGAAGGAUUCUUGUAUAGACAGUGAAGUAUCGGGAGGCUUGGCAGUGGGCGAAGGCAACCUAGCAGCAUGUUGGGAUGGGAGAAGUCCAAUGAGAGAUUUUAGUGAACAGUAGGAACCAAUUCCCAUAGAGGCUGCAUUCACAGCUCAUGACUUCCCCCAGAGAACCCUGGGACAGGGGUCAGCAGCCUUUUUCAGCCAUGGGCUGGUCCACCAAUCCUCAGACCAUGUGGGGGGCCGGACUAUAUUUUGAACAAAAAUAAUGAACGAAAUCCUAAGCCCCACAAAUAACCCAGAGAUGCAUUUUAAAUAAAAGGACACAUUCUACUCAUGUAAAAACAUGCUUAUUCCCAGACCGUCCAUGGGCUGGAUUUAGAAGGUGAUUGGGCCGCAUCUGGCCAGCGGGCCUUAGGUUGCCUACCCCUGCCCUGGGAACUGUAGUUUAAGGGUGCUGGGAAUUGUAGCACCGUGUGUGGCAAACUAGAGUUCCAGGAGUCUUCGGGGGAAGUCGUGGGCUUUAAAGCAUUUGGUGGGUGGCACUGUGGUCUAAACCACAGAGCCUCUUGGGUUUGCUGAUCAGAAGGUCGGCGGUUCGAAUCCGUGUAACGGGGUGAGCUCCCAUUGCUCUGUCCCAGCUCCUGCCAACCUAGCAGUUCAAAAGCACGCCAGUGCAAGUAGAUAAAUAGGUACCACUCUGGCAGGACGGUAAACGGCGUUUCUGUGUGCUCUGGUUUCCGUCAGUGUUCCAUUGCACCAGAAGCGGUUUAGUCAUGCUGGCCUGGGUACUGCCUGGUUAGUGUGACCUGCAACAGGUCUGGUUCUCCAUUUGCGAAAUUCCCUCCCUGGGGAAGUGCAUGUGUCUCCCAUAUUAUUAACACUCACGGGGAAUUUAGAAGCAUCCCUGCUCAUCCAGCAAUUUGAUGGCUGAGAGAUGCUGUUCCUGGAAUCCUUACCUUGAAACGCUUAUCUGUGAGCAUAUGUUGACUGAUUUAAAACGUUUUUAGGUGUUCUUAAUGUGUGGGUUUUUUAUAAUAAUAAUAAUAAUAAUAAUAAUAAUAAUAAGAAGAAGAAGAAGAAGAAGAAGAAGAAGAAGAAGAAGAAAAUUGUAUUGUUUUGCUGGUUUGUUAUUUGAUGCCCUGGGCUCCUCCGGGAGGAAGGGGAGUUAGUAAGUAGUAAUAAUAAUAAUAAUCAUCAUCAUCACCAUUGGUAUGUGUAUCGAUAAUUUAUUUAUUUAUUUAUUUAUUUAUUUACAGUGGUACCUCGGGUUAAGUACUUAAUUCGUUCCAGAGGUCCGUUCUUAACCUGAAACUGUUCUUAACCUGAAGCACCACUUUAGCUAAUGGGGCCUCCCGCUGCUGCCGUGCCGCCGGAGCACGAUUUCUGUUCUCAUCCUGAAGCAAAGUUCUUAACCUGAAGCACUAUUUCUGGGUUAGCGGAGUCUGUAACCUGAAGCGUAUGUAACCUGAAGCGUAUGUAACCCGAGGUACCCCUGUAUACCCCACAUAUCUGGCUGGGUUUCCCCAACCACUCUGGGCGGCUCCCAAUCGAAUAUUAAAAACACCAAACACUAAACACGUCCCUAAACAGGGCUGCAGCUCAGACUGACACUUCACGCACCUGACAACGUGGACUGUAACUCAUGAAAAUCGAUGCCAAUAAUACAUUUAAGGCGCAAGAAGACAAACAAGCGCACACACGCCAUGCAUUUAAAUCACAUCCAAAACCUAUAGCUCCCCCCCUCCAAUCCUGGAGACUGUAGUUUGUUAAAGGGUGCAGGGAAUUGUAGCUCUGCGAAGGGAAGCGAGUUCCCAGGAUUCUUUGGGAGAAGACAUGUGCUUUAAACGUAUGGCGUGUAUGCAAGCCUUUGCUGUUUUUGCUGUAACGUGCACUAAUCAGCCAACCCCUGUGGUAUAGUGGUUGCAACCUAUGAGGCUGAGUGAAAGGGUGGGAAAGGCAAACAGAAGUCAUGGACUGGGUGGCUGGAAUAUAGUACUGGGGGACGACGACACUGAUUUACAUACUUUUGGCUGCAAACGUGGACUUCUGCCUUUAUUCUGAGUGGAUUUAUUAGGACGGUAGGUGUACCAAGGGCCAGAUACAGACUAUCACGGCAGCAUCCCAGCAGAGUUAUUUGUCUGUGAUAUGAUGAAGGAUCCUGCAGGAAUUGAGAAUUGUCAAACCUUCGGGCAGCAGUCAGAUUUCUGUGACAGUUUCCAAAUGCCCAGGACGUUUUUGUGAUUUGCAAAACUGCCGAACUUGCAAGGACCAGCCUCGAAAAUGCUAUUUUUGGUUCCUUAUUGCCCUCCCUUCCUGCUCUCGCAGUAGCCAAGAUUUGAGGAAACUGGGUUGUGCUUUGCUUGGAGUGCGCUAGUGCCUCUUGAGAUUGCCCCCUGGUGGGGCUGCCAUUGUGAAGGGAGGCCAUUAAUGACAGUGAUGGCAAACAGGCAGGCUAAUUGAAAUAAGCAAGUUUGGAGAGAAGAGAGUCCUUCCAGCUGAAUUGCAAGGAGGGGGGGCUCUCCAGCUUAAACUGGAGUAGGUGAGAUGAUACCUUCUAUCGUACUGGCUUGCCUGUGAAAUAUGGAAGAGAACGCAGGCUCUGGCGCUGUUCAGAAUGAGGGAGCCAGACAGAUGUCACUCAGGUUUAUAGAAAGGAGUGGGGUCCCUUAGAUGUUUGGGGCAAGGGCACCUUAACUUGGAGCAGAACCUUUAGUGUGGUUGCCUGUUUUGCGGAAUAGCAUUUCUGAGAUUUGACAGGAGCCACUCUCUGCAUUUCUUCCCCUGUGUUGGCAAAAUGACAAUUCCCCCAAGUGCCCAGCUCUGAAGUUUCCUUGCCUAGGCGUGCCCCUCCUGUUCUUCCGGGUUCUCCCUCCCCAUUGCUCAAUCCCCACUACCUACCCCUCUGCCACCCAAAGAUAGGUGGGCUGGCUUGUUUAAUUUAGUAGCUUUUUGUCUUCUUUGGAGCAUCCUGAAGACUCCUGCUUUUCCAAGUACUUGCGGCUUUAUCAGUUGUUAGGUGAGCUAGAUGAGAAACUUGUGUCAUUGCGCUUUAUUAACUUUGCUAGGGGAGAGAAUGGGGACACGGGUGGCACUGUGGGUUAAACCACAGAGCCUAGGACUUGCCGAUCAGAAGGUAUGUGGUUCAAAUCCCCGUGACGAGGUGAACUCCAUUUGCUCGGUCCCUGCUCCUGCCAACCUAGCAGUUCGAAAGCACAUCAAAGUGCAAGUAGAUAAAUAGGUACCGUUCCGGCGGGAAGGUAAACAGCGUUUCCGUGCGCUGCUCUGGUUCGCCAGAAGCGGCUUAGUCAUGCUAGCCACAUGACCCGGAAGCUGUAUGCCGGCUCUCUCAGCCAAUAAAGCGAGAUGAGCGCCACAAUCCCAGAGUCGGACACAACUGGACCUAAUGGUCAGGGGUCCCGUUACCUUUACCUUUUUUAGGGGAGAGAAACCAUAACUCUUGGUGGGAAACCACCUGCAUUACAUAUUGAAGGUCCAUGGUACCUGGCCUCUUCAGGUGGUGGGAAGAAGAAGAAGAAGAAGAAGAAGAAGAAGAAGAAGAAGAAGAAGAAGAAGAAGAAUUAUUUAUUAUUUAUACCCUGCCCAUCUGGUUAGGUUUCCCCAGCCACUCUGGGCAACUCCCAGCAGAAUAUGAAAAACACAAUAAAACAUCACACAUUAAAAACUUCCCUAAGGGCUGCCUUCAGAUGUCUUCUAAAAGUCAGAUAGGUGUUUGUUUCCUUGACAUCUGAUAGGAGGGCAUUCCACAGGGCGGGUGCCAAUACUGAGAAGGCCCUCUGCCUGGUUACCUGUAACUUCACUUCUUGCAGUGAGGGAACCGCCAGAAGGCCCUCGGAGCUGGACCUCAGUGUCUGGGCUGAACAAUGGGGGCUGGAGAUGCUCCUUCAGGUAGGGCUGGGAAUGUCCCCUUCUUGAAACCUUGGAAAGCCAUCCUUGCAGACCAUAAUAGUGAGCUAGAUGGACCAAUGCUCUGACUCAGUAUAUGUCAGUUUCCUAUGUUCCUAGUUUGGGUUUUGCUUUAUUUUGUACUCCACUAAUCUUUCACCCCUACCCCCACACCUUCCUUCUUCAUUAUUUUUCAAAUUAACUUUUUUAUUAUUUUGGAUAAUAAAAGAGGUUGGCUGGUUGCUUUAGGUCACUGUGGUUUUAUCUCCCAUGAUCAAGGCUGCUUGGCCAACACACAGAGUAAGGAUGCUCCCAGUAGUCUCCAUAGCAGGCCAUAUUCAGCUACAGGGAACCAGGCAGAGGGCCUUCUUGGUAGUGGCACCCACCCUGUGGAACACUCUCCCAUCAGAUGUCAAGGAGAUGAGUAACUAUAAUUUAUAAACCUUUAGAAGGCAUCUGAAGGCAGCCCUGUAUAGGGAAGCUUUUAAAUAUGUAAUGCUUUACAGUGGAACCUUGGUUGUCAAACAUUUCCAUUGAUGCACAUUUUGGCUUUCAAACACCGAAAACCCGGAAGUAACUGCUUUGGUUUUCCAAAGAUUUUCAGAAGCCGAAUGUACCUCACAGCUCCUGUGUUGAGUUUGCCUAUUGUAUUGAGGCUUCAGCUUUCAGUUUUCAGUUUUUGAACAUUUUGGAAGUCGAACGGUCUUCCAGAACGGAUUACAUUUGAAAACCAAGAUGCUACUGUAUUCUGUUUUUAUAUAUGUUGGAAACCACCCAGAAUGUCUGGGGCAACCCAGUCAGAUGAGUUGGGGUAUACCGUAAAUAAUAAAAUUGUUGUUGUUGUUGUUGUUGUUGUUGUUUAGUCGUUUAGUCGUGUCCGACUCUUCGUGACCCCAUGGACCAGAGCACGCCAGGCACUUCUGUCCUCCACUGCCUCCCUCAGUUUGGCCAAACUCAUGCUGGUAGCUUCAAGAACACCAUCCAACCAUCUCAUUCUCUGUCGUCCCCUUCUCCUUGUGCCCUCCAUCUUUCCCAACAUCAGGGUCUUUUCCAGGGAGUCUUCUCUUCUCAUGAGGUGGCCAAGUAUUGGAGCCUCAGCUUCACGAUCUGUCCUUCUUACAAGCUUACACCAGGUUAAUGGGCUUGAUUGGUGAGAAUGCUGACAACCCCCAGAAAAAGAUCCUUAAAACACACAUACCCCUCAUAGAACUACAAUUCCCAGAGUUCCACGAGGACCGGAGAUAAUUCUGGAGCCAGUUUAAGUCUGUAGUCCUAAUGUACGGUAUCUGCAGGUCCUUCCCACAAGAGAGUCUGUCACUGAUGGCUCCACAUGUGUAUUCCUGGAAACAGCUCAGUUGCACUGUGUCACUGCUGGUUGCAUGACCCUCUCUCUCUCUCUCUCCCUUCCCUGGUGGCUCAUUGCCUUGCUACCCACACAACAUCUCCUCAGAGGUUUGAGAUGAGCACAUCUUGCCUACAGGUUCGGGGAUAAGCUCUCCCUUUGGUGUGGAGUCAAGGAGGGGCAGGAGAGGCCCUAUUUCAGAGGGAUAUGAAAUUAGCAACGUCUGAACUGUUCUAGGAGAUAUGGCAAGGGAGAAGGUUGAAAUAAGGAGUGUUAAAAGAGGUGUAAAAAAAUAAUAAUUCAGGAACACAGAAAGCUGCCUUCUACUGGGUCAGGUGAUUUAUCCACCCAGUUCAGUGCUGUCUGCACUGACUGAUGGGGAUUCUCAACAGGGUUUAAGGCAGGGGACUUCCCCAGACCUAUCUAGAAAUGCCAAGGUUGGAACUUGCUGGUUCUGCUCUGUUCCCUUGGGCUUGGGAGAAUUCUGCUUUGAGCCUUGGAGAAGCAGGUCUGUUGGUGGUGGUCUCCUUGUCAGGGGUGCCAACUUGAAUAAAAUAUUGAAUAAAAAACAAAAAUAUCACAUGAUGGGCAUACCCACCCCAUUUGAAUAGCAAUGUCCAUCAACUUGGGGGGGCUGGCACCCUCAAAUAUUUUAUUGGGGGAUGUGGAAGGGACCUCUUCCCAGUCUUUUGGAAAUGUAGCAUUAUUUUUAGGUUAUAAGUUUUGCUUUGGAAAUAGAUGGGAAACUUCUAGCUACUAAAAAACAUUUUUUGUUUAGGCAGCCCUAUCCAGAUGUAUAGAAUGUUGUUGUGUGUUUUAAUCUGGUUUCAGCUGAUUGCUGGUUUUAAUUAUUUUUGAAUGUUGUGAAUAGUCGUUUUUAACUGCUUUUUAACAUAUACUUUUAUUGUUCUGCUCUUUCCGUAAACCACUUUGGGGUUGUAUUACAAAAAAGCGAUUAUUAUUUUUAAAGUAUUUUUAUUAAAGAUUUCUUGGUUUACAAAAGUAUGUGCAAUCUCUCUUUUUUCAGGUUACAUUUUCUACAGAUCAGUUUCAUUUGUUAUGUAGAUACAGUGGUACCUCGGGUUAAGUGCUUAAUUCGUUCCGGAGGUCCGUUCUUAACCCGAAACUGUUCUUAACCUGAAGCACCACUUUAGCUAAUGGGGCCUCCUGCUGCCGCUGCGCCGCCGGAGCACGGUUUCUGUUCUCAUCCUGAAGCAAAUUUCUUAACCCGAGGUAAUAUUUCUGGGUUGGCGGAGUCUGUAACCUGAAGCGUAUGUAACCUGAAGGGUAUGUAAUCCGAGGUACCACUGUAUUGGGAAAUUAGUCAAUCAAUUAAACAAACUCCGCUUUAAAGCAGGGAGCAAGUGCUUAAUCCUUCCCUGCCAGCUGUUUCCCCUUUUAAGCCCAACCCCCUCGAACUGCUUUUCUCUCUGUAGGGGUAAAGAUGCCAUGAACCAGCCUUCCUUUACUCCUGAUACUACUUCCUUUACUUCUGGGUUCCACAGAAACUUGUGUAAUGUGUAGUCUGGCCUUUGACACACAGAAAGGCUUGGGUAGUUAUGAAUGCCAAAUCAACUAAUCACCUUCACCUAGCAACUUUCAGUGGUUAUAAACCAGGGGUCAGCAAACUUUUUCAGCAGGGGGCCGGUCCACAGUCCCUCAGACCUUGGGUGGGGCUGGACUAUAUGGGGGGGCGGAUGAACGAAUUUCUAUGACCCACAAAUAACCCAGAGAUACAUUUUAAAUAAAAGCACACAUUCUACUCAUGUAAAAACACGCUGUUUCCCAGACUGUCCGUGGGCCGGAUUGAGAAGGCAAUUGGGCCGCAUCCGGCCCCUGGCCUUAGUUUGCCUACCCAUGCUAUAAAAGGUAAAGGGCAAAGGGACCUCUGAACAUUAGGUCCAGUCAUGGCUGACUCUGGGGCUGCGGCGCUCAUCUCGCUUUAUUGGCCGAUGGAGCCGGCGUACAGCUUCCAGGUCAUGUGGCCAGCAUGACUAAGCCACUUCUGGCGAACCAGAGCAGCGCACGGAAACGCCGUUUACCUUCCCGCCAGAGUGGUACCUAUUUAUCUACUUGCACUUUGAUGUGCUUUCGAACUGCUAGGUUGGCAGGAGCAGGGACCGAGCAACAGGAGCUCACCCCAUCACGGGGAUUCGAGCCGCCAGCCUUCUGAUCGGCAAGUCCUGGGCUCUGUGGUUUAGCCCACAGCGCCUUCCUCUAUUAAUGGGUUCGCUCACUCGGGUUUUAGGCAUGACCUGGUGUGUGUCUUAAAUUAGCUUGUCCUGUUCCCCUGCUGUUUGUAAACUGCCCCACUGCCAACCCUCUUUUCCACACACACACACACACACACACUUUAUUUUGCUGUAGCCACUAGGCCUCACUCUUCUGCCUGUUCUGGCAAAGCCCUCACUCUUUCAUCAUCCUCCUCACCAAACAGCCUUCUCUAGGAUCCAUUUCCAGCAUCCCACCCCCACCUCCCCCACGGACUGAUCCUCUGCAUAUAGUAGGGACAAAGAAAUAUGCCACUCCAGCUCCAUUCCUAUUCAAAUCUAUGCAAAUGAAUCAAGGUGGCGGGGGGGGGAGAGGGGGAGGGAGAGCUCUGGCUCUCCACUGGUGAGAAGUUGGGGGUUUGAGUCCAGAUGCUGCUGGCGAUGACUAACUCUGCAUGGAACAAACAGGGUAAAAAUAGUCAGAAACUGGGGAUGUACCAGAUGGUGCCAACUCCUGGGGAGACGGUGGGGAAGAGGAACUAGGAAUGUUGACUCCCCCUCCCCUCCCUUCCACCCCAUACUGGGCAUCUGGAGGAUGGGACAUGAUAAAGCAUUUUUACAUUCCCAACUCCAUUCUGCACCUAUGGUUCCCCAACGCACCUUCUUCCUUUCCAUUGCCAGGUUAUUUCCCCACUCUUUCCUGAUGCCAGUGUUUUGUGAAUGCUUGCAUUCCUAACCUUGCGAGCCUAACCUUUUGAUUCCUAAACUUGAGAUUCCUAACCUUGAGAGCCAGUUUGGUGUAGUGGUUAAGAGCGGUAGACUCGUAAUCUGGUGAACCGGGUUCGCGUCUCCACUCCUCCACAUGCAGCUGCUGGGUGACCUUGGGCUAGUCACACUUCUUUGAAGUCUCUCAGCCCCACUCACCUCACAGAGUGUUUGUUGUGGGGGAGGAAGGGAAAGGAGAAUGUUAGCCGCUUUGAGACUCCUUCGGGUAGUGAUAAAGCAGGAUAUCAAAUCCAAACUCUUCUCUUCUUCUUCUUCUUGCACAGCUCCCCAGGUCCCCUUCCAACAGUACCAGGAGUUUCCUGCCUUGCCACUGGUGCCGCUCCCUAUAUCUCACUUAGCCGUGCAUUUUCAGUAGUUUCAGUGUUUAUGCAUCAAACAUAUGUGCUCCUUUUCUUGCACGUGUUGCACCAUGAAUCCGUUUCUGAUGAUCACUGUUGAAAUCCAGGGCUGGUUGCAUUUCGCUGUGGUAUGUGCAAACAGUUGAAAAGAGCUGUGUCGUCGCAAUGCCAUGCAUUGUGAAAGUCACUGAUGGCUUGGUGUCUGUGCAGUAUGCACAGUGUGGGUGGCGCUGUGGUCUAAACCACUGAGCCUCUUGGGCUUGCUGAUCAGAAGGUUGGCGGUUCGAAUCCAUAGCUGUCAACCUUCCCUUUUUUUGCGGGAAAUUCCCUUAUUCCAGAGCCGUUUCCCGCUGCUUCCCGCUGCUAUCCCAGAUUGUUAGAUAUCCCGUAGACUGUCCCCGGGACAGGUGAGGCUGCUGAUCCCUUAUUUUUGAGGCUGCUGAUCCCUUGUUUUCAAAUCUGAAAGUUGACAGCUAUGUUCAAAUCCCCGCGACGGGGUGAGCUCCUGUUGCUCUGUCCCAGCUCCUGCCAACUUAGCAGUUUGAAAGUAUGCCAGUGCAAGUAGAUAAAUAGGUGCCGUUGUGGCAGGGAGGUAAACGGCAUUUCCGUGUGCUCUGGUUUCCAUCACAGUGUCCAGAAGCGGUUUAGCCAUGCUGGCCACAUGACCCUGAAAGCUGUGUGUAGACAAACGCAGGCUUCAUCAGCCUGAAAGCGAGACGAGCACCGCAACACCAUAGUCGCCUUUGACUGGACUUAACCAUCCAGGGGUCCUUUACCUUUACCUUUUUAUAGUUGAGCCCUUAGUUCAAAUAUUCAGCUGAGAGCCAUGGAGUGUUUACAUCAUCAAGCGAUGAGAUCUGGGGGUUUCCAUGUGUUUUAUUGUGCAUUCAUUAUUUGGGCUCGUGAAUGGAUAGUUCCGUUGGUUAGAGCAUGGUGCUGAUAUUGUGUCAAGAACAUGUUGCAGAAUAUGCCCACAAUUAAACACCAUAGAUUUUGACCUAUAGAGCCCUAAAUGGCUCAGGACUGCAAUACCUCAAGAACCGCCACUUUCCAUAUGAAUCGACCCAGACCCUGAGAUCAUCUUCUGAGGUCCUCCUUUGUGUGCCUCUUCCUCGAGAGGUCCGGAGGGUGGCAACAUGAGAACGGGGCCUUCUCUGCAGUGGCCCCCGUCUAUGGAAUGCGCUCCCUAGGGAAGUUUGUCUGGCACCUUCAUUAUACACCUUUGGGUGCCAGGCAAAAACGUUCCUUUUUAACCAGGCCUUUGGCUGACCUAAUCAACAACCUAUACCCUUUAAAAUGUGGCUCUUUUUGGGGGGGGUGUUAUUGGAUUACUGUAUUGUUUUUAUUUUUAUUUCAUAUAUUAUGACCUUUUGUGAAAUGCCCUGAGACCUCCGGUUAUAGGGCAGUAAAAAAGGUAAAGGGACCCCUGACCAUUAGGUCCAGUCGUGACUGACUCUGGGGUUGCGGCGCUCAUCUCGCUUUAUUGGACGAGGGAGCUGGCGUACAGCUUCCAGGUCAUGUGUCCAGCAUGACUAAGCCACUUCUGGCGAACCAGAGCAGCGCACGGAAAUGCCGUUCACCUUCCUGCAGGAGCGGUACCUAUUUAUCUACUUGCACUUUGACGUGCUUUCGAACUGCUAGGUUGGCAGGAGCAGGGACAGAGCAAUGGGAGCUCACCCCAUCACGGGGAUUCGAACCUUCGACCUUCUGAUCAGCAAGUCCUAGGCUCUGCGAUUUAACCCACAGUGCCACCCGCGUCCCCGACAGGGCAGUAUAUAAAUUCAAUAAACAACAACAAGGGCCCCAAGUGGUGUGAAUGCCAGACCAAAGGCUAAGGAGUAAUGACUUGCCCGAGUAAUUCUUUGGCUUAGGUGGCGGGUUCUUGAACUAAGAUCUUCACCAGAACCAAAGUCACCCAGUAGGCAUCUCUCCCUCCCUCCCUCCCUCUCUCUCUCUUGCAGACAGCAAUUUUGUACUGGGCAAUGCCCAAGUCCGUGGCGCCUUCCCUGUGGUCUACUGUUCCGAUGGCUUCUGUGAACUGACCGGCUUCUCCCGGGCUGAGGUCAUGCAGCGCUGCUGUGCCUGCAGCUUCCUCUAUGGACCUGACACCAGCGAACUCGUACGCAACCAGAUCCGCAAGGCGCUGGACGAGCGCAAGGAAUUUAAGGCGGAGCUCAUCCUCUACAGGAAAAGCGGUGAGUCCUUUUCUCACAGAUGGGGCUGCCCUGGUAAGGGCCUCGUGACUCUGUGGGGCGUAGUGGGGAGGUGUCUCUCGUAUGUUGGAGUGUAGAAGGCUGAAGUCUGGGGCGGGUUGCUGGAUUGGUCCUUUCACAGCAGCAAAGUGGAGCCUUGGGUGUGGGAGGAUAUAGAUCCCUUGUUUUCAAAUCUGAAAGUUGACAGCUAUGUUCAAAUCCCCGUGACGGGGUGAGCUCCUGUUUCUCUGUCCCAGCUCCUGCCAACCUAGCAGUUUGAAAGCACGCCAGUGCAAAUAGAUAAAUAGGUACCACUGCGGCGGAAAGCUAAAUGGCAUUUCCGUGCACUCUGGUUUCUGUCACAGUGUUCCGUUAGCCAGAAGCAGUUUAGUCAUGCUGGCCACAUGACCUGGAAAGCUGUCUGUGGACAAACACCGGCUCCCUUGGCCUGAAAGUGAGAUGAGUGCCACAACCCCAUAGUUGCCUUUGACUGGACUUAACCAUCCAGGGGUCCUUUACCUUUACUUUUACCUAUUGGACCAGGCAUCCCAGUAAUGGCAAGAAAGAGUAGGUGAGGCACAGACAGGCUGUUUAGCAGCUCUUCUCAAACCCUAAGGUCUCCAAGGGAAGGUGAAAGGCAAGGCAAGGCAAUUGACCCAUCUGUCCAAGUAGAGUCUCCUCUGUUCUGUAAUCUAGACCAGGGGCUCCCAAGAUGAGGUGUGCUUUCAUCCAGGUGGUCCACGGCACGUCUGCGAAGAGCACUUACAAUUUCAAUUCUACAGGAGUCAAACUGUAAUUCAAUAAAUUGCAAUGCAGCCAAAUACAAUGAUCAAUAGAAUACAAUGAAAACCCAUGCAGCAUCUAGCACAGUGCAUUACAAUUGCUAAAACAGUUAUUAUCAUCUGACAAACAAGACUGCUUGUCUCCUUAGGUGUCCCCUUCUGGUGUCUCCUGGAUGUGGUGCCUAUCAAGAAUGAAAAGGGAGAAGUGGCUCUUUUUUUAGUCUCCCACAAAGACAUCACAGAGACCAAGAGCAGAGCAUCUGCGGACAACUGGAAGGAAGGAGGUGAGGAGACACACUGGCUAGGGAGAGCAGAGAUUGUCCCAUGGGCAGGUCAUUUUAGAGAGUGAAACUUGCCGAUUUCUUCAGCCAGGGGUCUUAAAAAUAAGUUGUUGGGUGAAGUCUCAUAUGCUCAGAGACUUUGAGCCUGUUCAUUGGGGGAUUUAGGAAGUCCAGAGCACUUGUUCUUUAGAUGUCCCUUUUAUGAAGAGGCACUGCUGGUGAAGCUUGCUGACCUCCUGGAAAAGCAAAAAUUAGACCUUUUCCUGUUAGGCAAAGAUCAUAAGACAACCCGGAUGGCUGCCAGAUUCUGUGUACAGAUCUGUAGGUGCAGACCAUCCCUCGACUCAAACUAGUUCGUUAAGAAAAUCCCCAAACUCGGUUCCAUGGGUGAUUCUGGGUCAUCUCUCUGUGGUAGCUUAUCUUAAAGUUUUAAGUGUCUAUACGCUUAUCGCAUUUAUAAAUUUUUUAUUUAUUGUUGUACAUUGUUUUAAAUGUUUGCUUUCCUUCUGGGAUUGUACCCCUAAGUGUGUUUUAUAAGCUGGUCUCCGACCGUAAUAUAAAAAUAUAUAUAAAGUUGUUGGGUGUGAGGAAUUCAAAUCUGCGGUUAUUUUUUUGUGACUGGACAACAUUUAGCUUGGUAAGUCUUCGUUUGGUGAAGAAGCACACAAACUGCUUUUUAAAAACAAUUUGUUACUGGUUUUUAAACAAAUACAAGAAGCACUAAACCAUAAAUAGCAACACCCUAGUGGUCCUGGGCCCUAAGGAAGUUAGAUUGGCUUCAACCAGAGGCAGGGCCUUUUCAGCACUGGCUCCGGCCUGGUGGAACGCUCUGCCUCAUGAGACCAGGGCCCUGCAGGAUCUGAUUUCUUUCCGCAGGGCCUGUAAGACAGAGUUGUUCCGCCUGGCCUUUGGCUUGGAGCCAAUUUGAUUCCCUCCCUCCCUCUCUUUCUUUUUUUUUUUUUCCUUUUCCUCCUGCGAUGAGGCUACAUUUUAAUAUUUUAAUGUUUCAUUAUUUUAAUGUUGUAUUUUAAUUUUGUUUUUAAGUUGUAAUCAUUCAACUUGUUUUUAUUAUUGCUUGUAAGCCGCUCUGAACCCGGCCUUGGCUGGGGAGGGCGGGGUAUAAAUAAACAUUAUUAUUAUUAUUAUUAUUAUUAUUAUUAUUAUUAUUAAACAACUUAUCCAGCAGUAAAUCUUAAUGAUGUUUGCUUUAUCCAUUGUCUCAGGACAUGCACUUACAUGUUCAACUAUUACUUAAUGUAACCGCUCCACUGAGAAUAUUGAGUGGUUGGUGUAUUGAUUUUGGUCAUUAGUAUAGUUAAAGAAAGGGGUCCACGUUUCUUGGAAGGUAUCUCUAUUCAUUGUGCCUUCAAUUGUCCUCCUGUGUCUGGUGAAACACUCAGACAUUGCUGUAUCCCAGAUAUUAUUUUCCUAUAGGUUCAGGGGUAUUUCAGUCUGGCUCUUCUACUGCUGAGCUAUCACUAAUCGUGUUAUGGUCAAUAAGAAAUAAACUGCAUUUAGGAAACCAUAGAAAUUUAAUUUUGCCUUCUGAAAAUGUCAGGUAAUGUGAAAUAAUAAUAACAGCAACAACAAGUAAAUAAAAUAAUAUUAAUAUGUAAUACAACUGCAGGUACUUGGCAAUCAUUUCAAAUGAUUUCUGUGCAGUUUGAGAAACAUUUUGCUUACCAAGAAAAACUAAAUUAAAUUAAUUUGACCCAAAUAUCUUUCGAAUUCCCAAGACAUGUUACAACUUUUUAGCACCCUCAUUUUUGGAAUUCAAAAGCUGAAAAAUUUAACACGCCCAAAUUGGGCUAUGCUGGGGUAGCUAACACGAUGCCUUCAGAAUGCUGCUGGACUACAAGUCCCAUCAUCCCUGACCAUUGGCCAUGCUGGUUGAAGCUGAUGGGAGUUGUAGUCCUUCGACAUCAGGAGAGUACCACAUCCCCAAGCCAUGGUUGGACCAGAGAGGCCUGAGAGCUCUUAGAGAUUGUGCAAUGGAGAAAGGUCAUAUUUCAGUAGCUGGUAGAGAGAGGAAAUCCUAGGGAAAUUGCUGAUGUGGGGAGUGUAUCCCACACCAUCCCCUAUUUUUUUCUGUGCCUUUACAUCUUUAGCGGGGCUUCAUGUGAGAUAAUUAUAGCAGAUUUCCUUCCUCCUGACUACCAAAACAUGCUGCCAUUUUUAGUCUGCAAUUCUAAAAGUGAGAGGCAAGCAUUCAUUGAACAGAUGCUAAAGAAGAUGUGAAUAAGGACAGGUAAGGAGGAGGAGGAGGAGGAGACAGACAGAGAAAAUAAAUAAAAAAUACUGCUCCAAAUAACUUGCAACUUUACCAGUAGAACCCUCCAGAAACACACACACACUGUAACAGAGUUAGCAACUCCCCCUUCCCCCAUGGUCCCGGGCCUGGCUCCUGUGCCUUUAAUAGCAGGGUGACAGGCAGAGAUUCAGCAGGUGAAGUUUGUACCGCCCUGUGGAACGCCCUCCCAUCAGAUGUCAAAGAAAUUAACAACUAUCUGACGUUUAGAAGACAUCUGAAGGCAGCCCUGUUUAGGGAAGUUUUUCAUGAUUGAUAUUUUAACGUAUUUUUAAUCUUUUGUUGGAAGCCGCCCAGAGUGGCUGGGGAAACUGUUAUGUACUGAAGUUCUCACCCUGGGCCAGCAGGGGGAUACUGUAGAUAGUUAUGCAAAUAAGGGAUCGAAAGUGACAUUCAGUGAUUGGAUAGUUUUAGAAAAUUGUUACAGUUACAUUGCACUGGAGCUCUAUAUAAGCCGGCUGACUGAACCCUUCAGUCCAGUUCUGUCCUGGCCUGUGAAUAAACAAGAGCUGUUGAAGAAUCGCUGUGUCAUCUGAUAUGUUCACCCACAACUUAACAGAAACCCAGCCAGAUGGGCGGGGUAGAAAAAAAAUUAUUAUUAUAUUAUUAUAAUUAUUAUUAUACCCACAUCUCUGUGCUAGGAAAAAAACAGCUCUGUUUGGGUGCCCUGCCCACAGUGAAGUGGCAACCCUGUUUAUUUGGCGUAUCACGGCACAUGCAGCGGUGAAAAGGUGGACUUGCGUUAAGUAACUCCCCCCCGCUUUGCUGGAAAUUAUCUGAAAAUGUUAAGCUUCCCCUUCUCCCCCAUGUCAAUGUAGUUUCUUAAGUACAUUGUACUUUAAUGCUCUGGUCCUGUCCACAUAACUUGUGAUGGUUCUGGCAUCUGCUGCCCAAGCCCUUCUGCUGAUGCAACUGUGCUGUUUGUUCUCUGCUGCCUCCACAUUCAACUCCCCUGCCAAGGGAAGCCAAACGCUGCAUUCUGAAAAAGUUGCCCAUAUUUUGGCAUAAUAUAUGUUGCUUUUGCUAGCUGCAAAGAGGGACAGCGGACAGUGUAGAGAAUUGGAGCCCUGCCCUGCACCUGGGGAAUCCUGCACAGCCCUCUCUGGCACCUGAAAUUUCAUGAAAACUGCCCGUUCCAGCCUCCCUGAUGACCAUUGUUCCCUAUGUUUUUCAUUUUGAAAGGAACCAUGGUUGGACAGCAGCAACUUGCAGGUGGGGGCCGUGGAGUUAAUAAUAGUACAGUCGUACCUUGGUUUUCGAACAGAAUGCGUUCUGGAAGUCCGUUCGACUUCCGAAACGCUCGAAAACAAAGGCAUGGCUUCUGAUUGGCUGCAGGAGCAUCCUGCAGCCAAUCGGAAGCUACGGAAGCUGUGUCGGACGUUUGGCUUCUGAGGCAAAGUUUGCAAACAGGAAUACCUACUUCUGGGUUUGUGACGUUUGAGUUCCAAGUUGUUUGUGAACUAAGCUGUUCAAAAACCAAGGUACGACUGUAAUAUUUAUACAUACAUACAUACAUACAUACAUACAUACAUACCCCGCCCAUCUGGCUGGGUUUCCCCAGCCACUCUGGGUGGCUCCCAACAGAAUAUUAAAAACACAAUAAAAUAUCAAACAUUAAAAACUUCCCUAAACAGGGCUGCCUUCAGAUGUCUUCUAAAAGUCAGAUAGUUGUUUAUUUCUUUGACAUCUGAAGGGAGGGCAUUCCAGAGGCGGGCACCACUACUGAGAAGGCCCUCUGCCUGGUUCCCUGCAACCUCACUCCUCGCAGGGAGGGAACCACCAGAAGGCCCUCGGAGGCGGACCUCAGUGUCCGGGCUGAAUGAUGGGGGUGGAGAUGCUCCUUCAGGUAUACUGGGCCGAGGCCAUUUAGGGGUUUAAAGGUCAGCACCAAUACUUUGAAUUGUGCUUGGAAAUGUACUGGGAGCCAGUGUAGGUUUUUUAGGACUAAUAAUAAUAAUAAUAAUAAUAAUAAUAUUUAUACCCUGCCCAUCUGGCUGGGUUUCCCCAGCCACUCUGGGCAGCUUGCAACAGAACACUAAAAACAGAAUGAAACUUCAAACAUUAUGUUAUAUGAUCUCGGCAGCCACUCCCUGUCACCAGUCUAGCUGCCACAUUCUGGAUUAGUUGUAGUUUCCGGGUCAUCUUCAAAUGUAGUCCCACGUAGAGCGCAUUGCAGUAGUCCAAGCAGAAGAUAACCAGAGCAUGCACCACUCUGGCAAAACAAUCCGGCCAUUUUACAGAAGAGCCACACUUCAGAGACGUAGGUGGGCAGCGGGUCACAAGUGCAUCUGCAAAAUCCCAUUUUUUGCAGGUACAAUAACAGCAAUUGCACAUUUCUGUCUGCCCUACAGGUGCACAGAAUCAUGCAAUUAACACAAUCAUGCAACUAACGCUGUAUUUAGCUUGAUCCUUGGGCGCACUUACCGGCAAUGUCUUUCCCAACCUUGAGAUACUGAGCAUUGAACCUGGGACUCCUUUUUUGCGUGCAUACCGUGUGCUCUGCCCCUGAGCUUGUACAGAAACAUUUAAUUUUUCACCUAGGUCUCCCAUUAACUUUACAGGCAUUUGUUUGCUUUACUCUCUGUGAAUUGUGCCGCUGGGUUUUGUGCGUGCAGGAAGAGGUUUUUUUUUCCCCCUUCUCCUACAUUUGGAGAUGCAUGUCUAAAAUAAUGUGUUUAUACUCCUUCAGAGCAGCAAUGCCACACGGAGGAUGGCAUUACAGCCAAUUAGUUCUGCUAGCUGGCAGAGUUACUCUGCUAGAUGGAAUUUCUGACAACGCCUUUGUGUGUGUGCAAGAUUAGCAUUGUUGCGUGUGCAUUGUCGUGGCUGAUGGGUAAAGAGGAGCGUAUGCACGCCAGCGUAGAAGGAGGGUAUAGACAGAAGACUUACGGCAAGACAUCCAGGCACACAGGAGAGAUAUUUCAUCUGCCUUCAAAAUCUGAGCAGGAUUCUCACUGAAUUCCAUAGUGCUUAGAACUGAGCUAUAGGAUUGUCCUGUAAAGUAUCUUAUCAUUAUUAAGGACUUAGCAUAUCAGAGUGCUAAGGAAUCAAAAGGUUUUGUGUCCCUUUUGUAGGAAAUGCAUCCUUUUGUGUGUGUGUGUGUGUGUGUGUGUGUGCGUGCACACACACAUAUAUAUGCACACCCCUUGGUCAUGUGAUGUUAAUGAGCAGAUAAACAUGAGUAUGGUCAUGGAAUCAUAGAAUUGGAAGAGACCCCACGGGUCAUCUAGUCCAACCCCCUGCAAUGCAGGAAUCUCAGCUAAAGCAUCCAUGACAGAUGACCACCCAACACCUGCUUAAAAACCUCCAAGGAAGGGGAGUCCACCACCUCUGGUGGGAGUCUGCUCCACUGCCGAACAGCUCUUACUGCCGGAAAGUUCUUCCUGAUGUUUAUUUAGUCAGAAUCUUCUUUCUCGCACACAACUUGAAGGCGUUGUUUUGGGUCCUACCCUAUAGAGCUAGAGAAAACAAGCUUGCUCCAAUAUGUGUGUGUGUGUGUGUGUGUGUGUGUGUGUGCUCAUGAGCAUGCUGAAAGCCUUGUCAUCGAAACUUGAGGAUCUACAUAUGCAUGAGAUUCAGGAGAAAUGGAGAUCCACUCUAGGCAACAAUAGAGAGGAAUGUGUGGAAUCACCCAGAAAUGCAGGUGUGUCUUUCAAAGUGUUGGUGCUGACCUUUAAAGCCCUAAACAGUCUCAGCUCAGUAUACCUGAAGGAGCGUCUCCACCCCCAUUGUUCAGCCCAGACACUGAGGUCCAGCUCCAAGGGCCUUCUGGCAGUUCCCUCACUGAGAGAAGUGAGGUUGCAGGGAACCAGGCAGAGGGCCUUCUUGGUGGUGGCACCCGCCCUGUGGAACGCCCUCCCGUCAAGGAAAUAAACAACUACCUGACUUAUAGAAGACAUCUGAAGGCAGCCCUGUUUAGGGAAAUUUUUAAUGUAUGAUGUUCUAUUGUGUUUUUAAUAUUCUGUCGGGAGCUGCCCAGAGUGGCUGGGGAGGCCCGGCCAGAUGGGCAGAGUAUAAGUAAUAAAUUAUUAUUGUUGUUGUUAUUUUCCGCUGGGCACCUGCACACCUCAGAAUUGCCCCUUCCGUAAGAAUGUAAAGGAGCAUCUCUCGUCUUAACCAACCAAAUGUCUGCCCUUGUCAGGUGGACGGCGACGUUAUAGCCGAGCUGGGGCCAAAGGCUUCAACGCCAACCGUCGCCGGAGCCGGGCUGUGCUCUACCAUCUCUCUGGGCAUCUCCAGAAGCAGGGCAAAGGGAAGCGAAAGCUCCACAAGGUAUGUUUGCAUGGGCAAGGGAACCUUUUUAGAUUGCCUGGGCUGCUUGCAGUGCUUUGAUGUCCACUUACCGUGUGGCCUGGACUGUGUGGGUUUUGAUGCGGGGGCAGCCGAUAUGGGAGACAGCCCUGUGAUUUGGAGUGGUGACCGCUCUUGUCCUUCUCUCCCCCCCCCACCAGGGUGUCUUUGGGGAGAAGCCUGCCCUCCCCGAAUACAAGGUGGCUGCAGCGCGCAAGUCCCCCUUCAUCCUGCUGCAUUAUGGGACCUUCAAGGCCGGAUGGGAUGGCCUGAUUCUGCUGGCCACCCUGUACGUGGCUGUGACCGUGCCCUACAGCGUUUGCUUCAGCGGCACCAAAGAUGAGGGGCUUCCAGAGGCCGCUCGGGCACCCCCCAGCAUCUGUGAUCUUUCGGUUGAGAUCCUUUUUAUCCUAGGUAAGGAGAUCAGACGAAAGACUGGGAAGGGGCCAUUACUCACUGUUAGAACAAGCAGAAGGUCAUAGAAUCAGAGAAUUGUAGAACUGCAAAGUUGGAAGGGACCCCAAGAGUUAUCUAGUCCAACCCCCUGCAAUGCAGGAACCUCAACUAAAACAUCCAUGACAGAUGGCCGUCCAGCCUCUGCUUAAAAGCCUCCAGUCAAGGGUCUCGGCUUCAGUUCCCAGCCUAUCUGUCAAGGAUGCUUCACGGCCAAAGGAAUGCAUACAGCAGUUAGGUCAGUCUCCGAUGUCUUUUCUUUUUGAAGUAUUUUGUAUUUUAUUUUACAAGUAUCAAAUUAUAACAGUACAACCAUAGGUAAAGGUAAAGGGACACCUGACCAUUAGGUCCAGUCGUGGCCGACUCUGGGGUUGCAGCGCUCAUCUCGCUUUACUGGCCGAGGGAGCCGGCGUACAGCUUCCGGGUCAUGUGGCCAGCAUGACUAAGCCGCUUCUGGCAACCCAGAGCAGUGCACGGUAACGCCGUUUACCUUCCCGCCGGAGCAGUACCUAUUUAUCUACUUGCACUUUGAGGUGCUUUCGAACUGCUAGGUUGGCAGGAGCUGGGACCGAGCAAUGGGAGCUCACCCCAUCGCGGGGAUUCGAACCGCCAACCUUCUGAUCGGCAAGUCUUAGGCUCUGUGGUUUAACCCACAGCCCCACCCGCAUCCCCAUACAACCAUACACAUCCACAUUUAAAGAAAUCUCUAGACUUCCCACCUUCCCCUCCAUUUGUCCUGUUGUUAACUUUUUCAACUGCAUAUUUUUCAAUAGUCCAUGUUUUAUAUGGCUCAAUUAUCUCCAUAAUUCUUGCUACAUUACAAGUGUUAUUGCAAUCCUGCUGUAGUUUUCGUCUGCUUACAGUGAUCUCCAAGAUAAAUUACACAUUUUCCCCAUUCUUUGUUAAAGUUUUGGUCUUCUUGGUUUCCAAGCUUUCCGGUUAGUUUUGCCAUUUCGGCAUAAUCCAACGGUUUAAUUUGCCAUUCUUCUCUGGUAGGUGCUUUAUCUUCUUUCCAUCUCUGAGCUAGUAGCAUCCGUGCGGCUGUCAUCGCAUACAUACUCUUCAUUGUCAAAGAAUGAACACUUACCACUGUUUCCGCGGCUCCGAAUACCCACACACGCCAGUCUAGAGUCUAGGCAGCUAUUCCCAUGUCCAUGCUUCAUGUAACACUUGCAGCAACUGAGGACCACUCCAGCAGUUUAUGAACCUUCCCCCAACGGGCUGCGCACAUGCCACCGGAGGCUAUGCCCGCAUGGAAGCUGCCUCUGCUCUUCUCUCUUCUGUCCCCUUCUGGUUCUGGGAGACAGGGGCUCAGGAGAGGGUGGGGAAGCUCCUGGUUCCUACCCUUUCCUGGGAGGUGGAGCCAGAGGUCUCCGCAGUCAGUGUUAGGUAAGCACACCGUGGUUGACUGAGUAGCAGUAUUUGCAAAAUCUCCAGCCUCUUUUAAUCCACAAGAAAAAGUUUACAGUGGUACCUCAGGUGACAGAUGCUUCAGGUUACAGACGCUUCAGGUUACAGACUCCACUAACCCAGAAAUAAUACCUCGGAUUAAGAACUUUACCUCAGGAUGAGAACAGAAAUCGUGCGGUGGUGGCGUGGCGGCAGCAGGAGGCCCCAUUAGCUAAAGUGGUACCUCAGGUUAAGAACAGUUUCAGGUUAAGAACGGACCUCCGGAACGAAUUAAGUUCUUAACCCAAGGUACCACUGUAUUCACAAUAUGACCUGUUCCUGUAUCCAGCUUGUGUGAUUUGUUUUAACUUUUAUACGGAUACGGAGUUCCCUUUGUUUGUUAAACCCUUGCUUUGCAAGGGACUGAAUCCGCUCACCUUUGCUGAUGUCAGGAUCCCUCUGCCAGGUUCAGGAAGAAAAAGGGCUUUGUUCACAUGUGUGUGUGUGUGUAACAGAUACCAGACUUUUGGCAACAAAGAAGCAAUGCGAUAUGCGGUGCCAUGCUUGCCAGCUGCCAACCGUGGCUGAUUUCUCCAUUUGUUUAUUUCGUAAAAGUUAUAUACCACUUGAUUGGGGGGGACACACACCCUCAAAGUAGUUUACAAAAAACUAAAACUAUAUAAUUAUUACUUUUCAUUUCACUUUAAAUUUGUAUAACUCCUUUCUAUAGUACUAUACACAAGGCAGUUUAUAGCAACAAAAUAUACAGCAAAGAACACACACCUUAUAAUAAUCUGAUCCAAUACAAAAAGUCAUAAUAAAACAUAACUUUAAAAUUGAAUGACUUAUAUUGUCUUCUUUCUUCUUUGGCAAUUACUCGUUGCCAAGUAAGAUUGUCUUCCGUGAAUACGGUCUUAACAGUGAGUCCGUAAGUGACUGUGGAGGCCCAUUCUGGAUCCACACGUCCUUCCACAGUGGGGACAUAAGUUUCCGGGUGGGAGUUGAUCAGGUCAGGGAAGCGUUCCUUCCUCUUAGCGCGUGUCUCCCUUUCGCCCUGAGUUCGAGUGUCUUCAAAGCCCAUGACACCUUUGGUAGAGGCUGUUCUCCAAUUGGAGCGCUUGCAGGUCAGUGUUUCCCAGUUGUCAGUGUUUAUACUACAUUUUUUAAAGUUUGCCUUGAGACAGUCUUUAAACCACUUUUGUUGACCACCGGCAUAAUACGUUCCAUUUUUAAGUUCGGAAUAGAGUAGUUGCUUUGGAAGACAGUAAUCAGGCAUCUGCAACAGUCUAUUAGAAUAUAAUAGUAUGCAAUAAAAUUAACUCUCAGAAUAUCAGCAAAUAAUAAACAGAAAUUCACUCUUAACAAUUACAAUAAAUAAUUACUCAACUAUGAUCAAUAAAAACAACGGCAAGUCAAAUUGCCUGAAAUACCACAAUACAUACAAAACCAUGUAAAAGGAUCAAAUUGAGAAACAAAGACACAAAACUUAUAAAACUAUUUUUUAAUAAAUCCUAGCAAGUAAAACAAACUACAGGGGUACCUCGGGUUACAGACGCUUCAGGUUACAGACUCUGCUAACCCAGAAAUAGUACCUCAGGUUAAGAACUUUGCUUCAGGAUGAGAACAGAAAUUGUGUGGCAGCAGCAGGAGGCCCCAUUAGCUAAAGUGGUACCUCAGGUUAAGAACCGUUUCAGGUUAAGAACGGACCCCCAGAACGAAUUAAGUUCUUAACCCGAGGUACCACUGUAUUUAAUACGUUAUAAACUGAAACCCACAAUAAACUGAAAAGCACACCAGCAUUCUAGAUAUCUGGGAAGGCUUCCCUAAACAAAAAUGCCUUUAGCAGGCACAAGUAAUAAUACAGUGAAGGCGCCUGCUUGAUCUCAGUGUGCAGGCAAUUCCAAAGUUUAAGCGCUGCCACACUACCUCCUAGUGCUUACAUGCAAAGGUGUAAAAGUUUCCCUCCCUCCUCUAUCCCUCCUCUGGCGGUUCCCUCAUUGCGAGAAGUGAGGUUACAGUGAACCAGACAGAGGGCCUUCUCGGUAGUGGCGCCCGCCCUGUGGAAUGCCCUCCCUUCAGAUGUGAAGGAAAUAAGCAGCUAUCUUCUCUUUAAAAGUAAUCUGAAGGCAGCCCUGUUCAGGGAAGUUUUUAAUAUUUAACGCUGUUCUGUUUUUAACACUUGAUUGGGAGCCGCCCAGAGUGGCUGGGGAAACUCAGCCAGAUGGGUGGGGUAUAAAUAAUAAAUUGUUGUUGUUGUUGUUGUUGUUGUUGUUGUUAUAUCACAACAUCAGGCAGAGAUUCUGCCUAGCAAACUGCCUCCUCAACCAGCAGGCGCCUUUAUAGCUCACAUUACCUCAAUUCAGUAAUUUCCAACAGACAUUGUCUUCACAUUCAUUUCUGAGUCAUCAAAUGAUAGGUCAAUUGGUAGAGCGCGCGCGCGCACACACACACACACACGAACGAACACACAAUACAACACUUUAGUGUGCAGUCAUUAAUUGCUCCCAUUUAUCAGGUGAAGCAGUUAAGGCAGAGCCAUCUCCUUUACUAUUCAUGGUGCCUUUCAGCCCACAGCCUCUGCUCCUAUGCCUUCCUCAGCAUUUGAGCUGAAAGUGUGGGAAUGUUCAGGGUGGCAGGAGAGGAUAUAUUGUUUAUUAAUAUCCUUUUUACAUUCCCCUUUUUACAUGCACAGCAGAUAGCUGGUUGCAGGCUCGUGUGAGCUUCUCACUAAUAUACAGUUCAGUCUGUCUCAGACUGAAUCGUACAUUCCUGGUAAGCUCCCUUGAAUCCCUCUUAAAAGAAUAAAGACACCAGAGUCUUAUUGAUAAGUAACAAAAGGAAGGUUUACUCAUGAUCAGGCAGAGCACAGUGUGAUCCCUGAAGGCAGACUUAGUUACAAAUAUGUACAUGUGGAUCUACCCCAUAGGGAGGAAUGAUCCCAGUGCUUUGGCUAGCUGGAAACUAGCAGAGCAGUCCUAGCUAGAAGCUGGUCAAAUGAAGAAUAAGAGUGAGGUGUGCUGCGUGACUCGUCCUUUUGUUACUUGGACAGGUUAGGUCAUGCCCACCUUCUAUCACAUGCAAAAGGAAGGAUGCUCCAGCCAGGAGGAACAGAAACAGGAAGUUUUGAUUGGCUGGACCAAACAUUCCCUUGCAUGUCUUCUCUAGCAUUACAAGGAAUGUUGUACUUGACUGCUCCCAGUGGAUUACAUCUCACAGAAAGGAGGCAGCCAAUCCCGAUUAAAGCUGUGUUUCUUUAUUUAUUUCCAUUUAGCUUCACCGCAAACCAUAGUCUAGCUCAGCGGUGAUGGGGAAACAUGCCCUGCUUGACUCCAACACCCAUGAGCCCCAGCCAACAUGGCCAACGGUCAGGAAUUAUGGGAAAUGUAGUGCAACAGCAACCACAGGUGCAAUUGCUGCGGACUUGCUCCUUAACAUUUCUGCCCUUUCUUUCCAGACAUCGUGCUGAAUUUCCGCACCACCUUUGUGAGCAAGUCAGGGCAGGUGGUAUUUGACCCUCAUGCCAUUUUCCUGCAUUACCUGACCCGCUGGUUUGUACUGGACCUCAUAGCAGCACUGCCGUUCGACCUCCUCUAUGCUUUCAAGGUCAAUGUGGUGAGUUUUUGGUGAGGCGCUGUGUUACAGGAUGCAAAAAAAAGGGCUGAAGUCUGCAGCUGCCUGUAGAUCUCCCGCUGGUGCCUGGUGCCAUUUUGCUGGGCAAAGCUGGUAUUAUAACCUAGUUGGGUUUGGGGUUUUCUCCUACAAGUCCCUGAGACUUGUCUCUCUCCCUCAACAUUUAAUUUACAUGUAAGCCAAAACAAAACCUAAAAGCUGGAAUAUGUUUCUGCGGCAAAGUCAUGCCUUCCGUCCCUAUGGAUUACAAGAACCGUGAUUCAUCUGGCAUGAGAGAAAUCUACUCUGUAUAUGCUCAGAGGUGCUCUUCACCCCAGGCAUGAAUUAAAAUAGCCCACGCUAAUGCAUCAUACAGUUGAUUCAAGUUAUCAGCAUUGUCUGAAACACACUUCAGGGUCCUGUGAGGGCUAAUAAUCACUAGCAUCUGGGCUUAAACAGUUUGGAAAAGCUAGCAUGUCCUUCCAAGCUCAGCACUGGCCUGAUAGGAUUGGUAGAGUCACCUCUAUGGCGAUGUACGGCCUCCUCAGCGGGAGACAUUAAUACAACGAUAAAAAGAAACCAGCUUGCUGAAGAUUCUUAGGUGAUUGCCCAGACACGAUGUUAAAAACAUGAAUACACUGGAAUGCACCUGUUUUUUGUUUUUCGAACCAUAACAGCUUCAGCGCUGUGUGUGUGGGAGGACAAGCAGGACUGCAAAUAUUGUAUGUGGGGAGGCAAGUUUCCUUUUCCCCCACCCCCUCCAUGGUGCGGUUCUGCUUAAAACCCCUCCCCACUUCAAAACUGCUGUUAGCGCUAAGCCAGAAGCUUCCCUUUGCUCCUAUGGAACUCUUCACUCUUAAACAAAGACAGGGGGCUUUCCUAGGGGGCUGUCCUGCUACCUGGGCUCCAACCCAGUUUUGAGCUCUACCCACCCAGCCACAUGCCCCCCCUCCCAUUUUUCAGAUGACCUCCCAGUUUGUGGCAGGCCUAUAUCCAGAAAUGUGAUAAUGAGACGGCCACUUGGGCUGUUGGCUGGUGUCUUGAUGGAAACGGUAAAAACCUAAAUCUAAGUGUGAUGCACUUUAAAGCUGUUUAGCUAAUUAAGCUAAUUCAUUAGCAGACCUGGCAUAUAUUUUAUUGUUAUCCUUUUCCUUACUCCCCCCCCCCCCAAAAAAAGUCAUGCUUUAAAUUUUGGGAGGAAAGAUAGUAAACAUUUUUUCAAUGCAAAUAGGGACAUCCCAUUCCACAACGAUAAUUUUACUGUUUAUACCCCACAUGUCUGACUGGGUUGCCCCAGCUACUCUGGGCAGCUUCCAACAUAUAUAAAAACAUAAUAAAACAUGAAACAUUCUCUGUACAGGAUUGCCUUCAGACGGCUCAGGGGUCGGAUAACUCCAUACCCUCCAACAUUUCUCCAAUGAAAAUAGGGACGUCCUAAGGAAAAGCGGGACAUUCCGGGAUCAAAUCAGAAACAGAGAUGGCUUCUCUAAAUUAGGGACAUCCCUGGAAAACAGGGACACUUGGAAGGUCCGAACUUGCAUUUAAUUCAGAGGGAGAUGCAUUCUGAAGGGGCAAGCUCACCACACCCACCCACCCACCCACCCACCCACAUCUGCUUGAAGCCCCAUUCUUGAGGAUCCCUUCUUCCAUCACCAGGAGCGCCAACCUGCCCCCACAGCCGUGGCUGCCUGGGAUCAUGCAUGCCACGCAGCGUGCUUUGCCCUGGCACCAAAAUUUGUGGGUGGUUGUUCCCUUGAUGGAAAAUUUUGUGGGUGCUCGGGCACCCAGGGCCCCAGGUAGUUGGCACCUAUGCCCAUCACACCCCGCCCCACAACUUCCCCUCCGUCAGCCCUCCAGGACCUCCUCUUCUUCCGUGGUUCAAUUCCCACCCCGGCCCUCCACAUUGCAGCUCCCCCCGCGCCCGAGGGGCCAAUGCAAGUUGACGCAACUUCUCUCUCUCUCUUUCCUUUUCCCUCUCCUUCCCACCCCACUCAGUACUUCGGGGCUCAUCUGCUUAAGACGGUGAGGCUCCUGCGCCUGCUGCGCCUGCUGCCCAACCUGGACCGGUACUCGCAAUACAGCGCCGUGGUGCUGACCCUCCUCAUGACCGUCUUUGCGCUCCUGGCACACUGGGUCGCCUGCGUCUGGUACUUCAUCGGGCAGCGCGAAGUCGAGAGCAGCCCCUCUCAGCUGCCGGGGAUCGGUGAGUGGUUGUUUUUCUUUUGGUCUUUGCUCUUCCCGCCAAAUAAGCAAGCAUUGUGCGACUCAAUGGGGGCGUGCACGCGUGUGGGUGCAUGUGGGUGCGUGCCCACGCGUGCAUGCAAACCGAUGCUGCAGAUGCCACAUAAAGAAUAGUCCUGGCGCGCACGCUCGCUUUCACUUUGGGGGCGAUGAGUUCUCCUAUAAUUACUGUUGUCUACCCGACUCCUGGGACUGCGUGACGGCAGGCUUAGCAAGCAACCGCUGCCUUUACCUUGCCAAAUCUUCUGGGACUCGGAUCCUGACAAUCAGCGGGCGGAGCCUCGGUGCUCCAAAUGUGGCGCUUAUUGCCACUUGGCGCAUAGUCGGAAGAUCACUCCCAAGCCCCUCGCUUACUUGAUCUCGUGGGAUUUACUGACACAAACGCACACCUUUUUCCUCUCCCCGCCCCCCGUCACUUUUAAAAAAGCAAGCAAUAUUUUUUCCCCUUGAUAACUGCAGCUGGCGCAACUGAUGUUGGCGGGGUUGUUUUGGGGCAUGUUUUGGGCUCUUCUGUGCGCUGGGUUGUUUUUAGCAAGAGAGGGAAAGGGGCUGUUCGUGCAUUUCUGUGGAGCUUGCCUGAAGAUCCCAACUUCUCCUGGCACUUUGGAAAAAACCAAAGCGAGUGAAAGGAAACAGACCCUGCCUCUCCGCUGCCCAAUUUUCGUUUGCAGCGAUAACGAUGAGCAGGGAUCUCGUGCCCCCACCUCGUGUUUUUAAAUGAACGAGAUGCUAGCCAGGAAGUAAGCCCAACUGAAUUCAGUGGGGGCUUGUUGUUGUUGUUUAGUCGUGUCCGACUCUUCGUGACCCCAUGGACCAGAGCACGCCAGGCACUCCUGUCUUCCACUGCCUCCUGCAGUUUGGUCAAACUCAUGCUGGUAGCUUCGAGAUAUGAUAGCCAUGUUCAAAUAUAUAAAAGGAUGUCACAUAGAGGAGGGAGAAAGGUUGUUUUCUGCUGCUCCAGAGAAGCGGACACAGAGCAAUGGAUCCAAACUACAAGAAAGAAGAUUCCACCUAAACAUUAGGAAGAACUUCCUGACAGUAAGAGCUGUUCGACAGUGGAAUUUGCUGCCAAGGAGUGUGGUGGAGUCUCCUUCUUUGGAGGUCUUUAAGCAGAGGCUUGACAACCAUAUGUCAGGAGUGCUCUGAUGGUGUUUCCUGCUUGGCAGGGGGUUGGACUCGAUGGCCCUUGUGGUCUCUUCCAACUCUAUGAUUCUAUGAUUCUAUGAGAACACUGUCCAAUCAUCUCGUCUUCUGUCGUCCCCUUCUCCUUGUGCCCUCCAUCUUUCCCAACAUCAGGGUCUUUUCCAGGGAGUCUUCUCUUCUCAUGAGGUGGCCAAAGUACUGGAGCCUCAGCUUCAGGAUCUGUCCUUCCAGUGAGCACUCAGGGCUGAUUUCCUUCAGAAUGGAGAGGUUUGAUCUUCUUGCAGUCCAUGGGACUCUCAAGAGUCUCCUCCAGCACUAUACACACACACACACACACACACACACACACAUAUUUAAAUGAUGCUAACCCUUUUCCAGAUCCUUGGUUUCUUUGAAGGUUUUCACCAGCUAGCUUUCAGGAGGAGAGGAUCUUUCUAAUAACCUGCUUUCCCCCUUCCUCUUCCUCCCAGGGUGGCUGCAGGAGCUGGCCCGUCGCCUCGAGACGCCCUACUACUUGGCUCAGAGGAACAGCAGCGCUGAGGACGACUCCGCCAACGGGACCAGCCCGGCUCUGAACGGCAGCACGUGGGAGCUUUUAGGGGGCCCCUCACUGAGAAGUGCUUAUAUCACCUCCCUCUACUUCGCCCUCAGCAGCUUAACCAGUGUGGGCUUUGGCAACGUGUCGGCAAACACCGACUCGGAGAAGAUUUUCUCCAUCUGCACCAUGCUGGUGGGGGGUGAGUAAGGCCCUAAGCCUGGGGCGGCAGUGGGCUGGGAGUGAGGAGCAUCGGCAGGUUUUGUUUUGUUGUUUUAUUAAAAAAAGAAAACAACAACAACAUGUCAUUCUGCUCUUCCUCCUCGUUUCCCUUUUCGUAGCUCCUGGUUAUCAUGACAACCACGGGGCAAGCGCCUUCUAUAAAUACGGCUUUUAAUUUGGUGCUGUCCCAAAAACCCAGCAGCAAGGCGGUACUGGUGUUUUGAGAACCUUCCCUUACGGCAGGAAGGUAGUUUCACGGCCCCAGUUCUUAAAAAUGGUUGGUUCAAUACAGGCCAGAGCCAGUGUGGUGUAGUGGUUAAGAGCAGUAGAUUCGUAAUCUGGUGAACCGGGUUCCGUCUCCGCUCCUCCACCUGCAGCUGCUGGGUGACCUUGGGCCAGUCACACUUCUCUGAAGUCUCUCAGCCCCACUCACCUCACAGAGUGUUUGUUGUGGGGAAGGAAGGGAAAGGAGAAUGUUAGCCGCUUUGAGACUCCUUCGGGUAGUGAUAAAGCGGGAUAUCAAAUCCAAACUCUCUCUAGCUGUUGUCGGACUUCUACUCCCAGCAAGCCCCAGCAAGCAUGAUCAAUGGCCAGGGAUGAUGGGAGUUGCAGUCCAACAUCAGAUCCCACCAACCCACUGUCCUUAGAUGGAAGAAGGUAGGAAAUAAACGAAAAGGGGGAAACGUGAGGAUCUGCGGUUAGUAUCCACUCUUGCCAACCAUCAGCAAGGAGGAUGCAGGUGGGCCCAAGCGUUGGGAGUUUGUGGCAUUCUUGGACAGGGACGGGAAUGUCCACAAGUUUAGCCAAGGCCUGCUGCACUCAUGCCUGCUGUCCUAGAAAACGAAAGCAGAAAGUCUCGGGAUGCUGGCUUCUGGCUUCCUGUUUCUGUGCACUGUGGAGCGGUCUCAAAAUUAGGGAAUACCUUCAGCUUCUGCUAAAGUUAAUGAACUGGAGGUGAAAAGCCAGUUCCCCCUCACCCCCAGGAGGAUUAAAAAGAGAGAGAAAUACGCGGCACAGGGUCUCAUCUGCAGCUCUGUUUCUACUGAGGCCUGCAAAUGCAGCAGAAUGAGCUUGGAGUGAGAUGGGUUAACUUCUGAGGUGGUGGAAUGGCCUGUACUACUUUACGCUGCAGGUUGGGGGGGGUGAGAAAUUGUGUUUUUAAUGCUCCCUUAUGUGAAAAGCAGGGACACGGAUGGCGCUGUGGGUUAAACCACAGAGCCUAGGAUUUGCCGAUCAGAAGGUCGGCAGUUCGAAUCCCCGUGACGGGGUGAGCUCCCGUUGCUCGGUCUCAGCUCCUGCCAACCUAGCAGUUCGAAAGCACGUCAAAGUGCAAGUAGAUAAAUAGGUACCACUCCGGUGGGAAGGUAAACGGCAUUUCCGUGCGCUGCUCUGGUUCUCCAGAAGCAGCUUAGUCAUGCUGGCCACAUGACCCAGAAGCUGUUCGCCGGCUCCCUUGGCCAGUAAAGCAAGAUGAGCGCCACAACCCCAGAGUCGGCCACGACUGAACCUAAUGGUCAGGGGUCCCUUUACCUUUUUUUAUGUGAAAAGCACCAAAGCAAGUAGAAAACUAGUACAGUGGUGCUCCUUUUUUAAAAAAUUACUUGCAGGGAAUUUAAUUACCUGCUUGGGGGGGGGGGGGACCUUUCAAAAAAGUGACCCACCACCUGCAGCCUGAAGAGGUACAUUCUACUACCUCAGAAUUCUGCAACCUGCGUCGUAGUAGUAGUAGUAGUAGUAGUAGUAAAUUUAUACCCCUACCAUCUGGCUGGGUUUCCCCAGCCACUCUGGGUGGCUCCCAGCAGAAUAUUAAAAACACGAGAAAACAUCAAACAUUAAAAUCUUCCCAAUACAGGGCUGCCUUUAGAUGUCUUCUAAGAGUCAGAUAGUUGUUUAUUUCCUUGACAUCUGGAGGGAGGGCGUUCCACAGGGCAGGCACCACUACCAAGAAGGCCCUCUGCCUGGUUCCCCAUAACUUCACUUCCUGCAGUGAGGUAACUGCCAGAAGGCCCUCAGAGUUGGACCUCAGUGUCUGGGCUGAACGAUGGGAGUGGAGACGCUCCUUCAGAUAUACUGGAUCGAGGCCGUUUAGGGCUUUAAAGGUCAGCACCAACACUUUGAAUUAUGCUCGGAAACGUACUGGGAGCCAAUGUACGUAGGUUGCAGGUCAAUGGAUUUUUGUUCAGGGCAAGGCAGGGCGGGGAAGACCAGCGUCUUAGCCGCCACGUCUUGCUUGUGCUUUUAGGUCACAUAUAAUGCUUGGACUUUGCACAGGUAGGCAGAACAGGGUAAACAUUUAUCCCACGUUAAGGGGUGGCAGAGGGGACAUUCUGCUCCAUGUUUGGUGGACUACCUUUGACGCCGCUUUCCUCCCUCUCCUCUCCCUCCCCCCCCAGCCUUGAUGCACGCAGUAGUCUUUGGGAACGUGACCGCCAUCAUCCAGCGGAUGUAUGCACGCCGCUUCCUCUACCACAGCCGCACGCGUGACUUGCGCGAUUACAUCCGCAUCCACCGCAUCCCUCCGCCGCUGAAGCAGCGCAUGCUGGAGUACUUCCAGGCCACCUGGAGCGCCAGCAACGGCAUCGAUACUCGUGAGGUGAGGCGGGAAGCCUGGGUGGGGUGUGGGCCUGAACCACGAGGAAGAAGAAGAAGAAGAGUUUGGAUUUGAUAUCCCACCUUUCACUCCCUUUAAGGAGUCUCAAAGCGGCUAACAUUCUCCUUUCCCUUCCUCCCCCACAACAAACACUCUGUGAGGUAAGUGAGGCUGAGAGACUUCAGAGAAAUGUGACUAGCCCAAGGUCACCCAGCAGCUGCAUGUGGAGGAGCGGAGACGCGGACCCGGUUCCCCAGAUUACGAGUCUAUCGCUCUUAACCACUACACCACACUGGCUCUCCCACCCAGAAGCUUUCCCACCCAAGGGGCAGGGGAUUGGGAGGAGACAGGGAGAGCAGCUGGUGAGGAAGUAGAUUAGGGCACCUCAGCAGUGCGCAAGUGCCUCAGGAACGCCGGCAAAGCCUUCUGUUCUGCUGAACGCUUCCUAAAAUCAAAUCCAAGGCUAUACUCCUGGACACCAUGCAGUUCAGGGGAGUGGCAUAGUCCCCUUCACUCUCUGCUUCACAGAGUUGUGAUGAGGAUAAAAUUGGGCAAGGGGCAUGAUGUGCCAUGCUGAACCCUUGGGGUUUUUUCUGGGGGUUGAGAUAUGACAGGAAGAGUGGAAUACAGUGACGUAGCAAUGAAUGCACAGAAAAAGUGAUUUGGCUAUUAAGGGGGCAAGGUAAUAAGAGUAGGCGAGCAUAAACUAAUGGAAAUGUUUGCUCACCCCCAGUCCUUGCUGAAAUCCGCCCUCGUCGUCCUACACACUGUCAGUGCUUUAACCUUAAACCAGGCACCCCUAAACUCAGCCCUCCAGAUGUUUUGGGACUACAAUUCCCAUCAUCCCUGACCACUGGUCCUGUUAGCUAGGGAUGAUGGGAGUUGUAGUCCCAAAACAUCUGGAGGGCUGAGUUUGGGGGUGCCAAACCUUGUAUUCCAUUCAGAAUCUUCCCCUCUGACCAUCUUUCAUUGCAGAACAGCUGCAUCAAUGGUUCCCUAACUUGGGGUGGGGGGGGCUUGGUUCCUUGAGCUCCUCCCCAGCACUCCCUACCCUGUAAACAAAAAAACAACAACCAUUAAUCAGAAGAGCGGUUUGCUCGACCCACUGAGGCUAGCAUAAUAAAAUUCGACACAGAAACAAUUGCGCAUUUAUUCAAAAUCCAGUUAAAAUUAUUUCAUUUAUUCACUUGAUCCAGUGAUGCCGGCUUUUCAAAGUGUUAUACAGUAGUACCUCUAUUAUGUACUUAAUUUGUUCCGGAGAUCCGUUCUUUACCUGAAACUGUUCUUAACCUGAAGCACCACUUUAGCUAAUGGGGCCUCCCACUGCUGCCGUGCUGCCGCUGCAAGAUUUCUGUUCUCAUCCUGAAGCAAAGUUCUUAACCUGAGGUAUUAUUUCUGGGUUAGCGGAGUCUGUAACCUGAAGCGUAUGUAACCCGAGGUACCACUAUAGUCACUUACACCUCCAACGUCUCCCUGCUUCCCCCCUGCUUCUUAGUGCCCCCGUAGGGAAUCCCACUGCCCACUUUGGGAAAAUCACUGAGCUAGAAGGUAGUCCAUUGUAUCAAACUGGCCUAUCAGAGCCUGGUGGGGAGGAGGAAAGGGAAGCACACCUGUGAGACCUUUUCCCAAGGAUGUAAGAUGAGCCCUGCAUCUAGUACAGCAUCCUGUCCUCCCAGUGGUCACCCAGAUGCCAGUGGGAAACCAGCGAGGAGGAUUUGAGCACAAGAGCUCUCUCUCGCUUUCCCGUGGCUUCCAGCAACUGGUAUUCUGGAGCAUCGCUUGGGUGUGGGAAGAGCUGUGUGCACAUGGUGCUAAAACAGAAGGCGGGAGACAUCAAAAUGAGCAGCUGAAUUCUGCGGCUUGUGUAAGACAUUCGUAUCAAGCCAAGCCUGUGUGCUGGGUUUUUGUGUGGUUUUAUUCUGCUGGUCAUGGAGAGGGGAAGAGCAGCAGCAGUGUCCUGGCCAGUGGAAACUGCUUCCGCUACGGUACACGAGGUUUCACAAAACCUUCCCGUAUCUUUUCAAGCAUACGGGCUUGAAACCUGUUUCAAAACAAAACAAGCCAUUGUUCGUCAGGUGCUGUUUGGCGCCCACUGCAAAAUUCCGCACUGUCUCUGAGCUCAGAUAGAAACGUAGCAGAUGCAGGUGGAAUUAAACAGUAUGUUUGUUUAGCCACAUUGCCAUCCCAUCCUUACUCCCAAGGGAUUCAAAGCAAUGUAGAAGGUGUUAUCCUCACGCGUCAUGACGACGUGUACAGUCGUACCUUGGUUGUCGAGCGCCUUACAAAUCAAACGUUUGGGUUCCUGAACACCACAAACCUGGAAGGGAGUGAUUCGGUUUGCAAAUGUUCUUUGGAACCCGAACGCCCGCCGCGGCUUCCGAUUGGCUGCAGGAAGCUCCUGCAGCCCAUCAGAAGCCACACCUUGGCUUUCUAACGUUUUCAGAAGUUGAACGGACUUCUGGAAUGCAUUCCGUUCAAGAACCAAGGUGUGACUGUAUCAGCAAUGGGUUGUGUGACUGGCUGUGGGCCCCACAAUGAGGAACGACGGAGGCUUUCGAUCCAGACUACCCCAGUCCAAAUCUUGCAUCCUAAUCAUGACUUACACUGACUCUCUGCAUUCAGGAAGAAAGAUCUGCUGCUCCUUGUAAAUCUUGGGCUGAAUCACUCUUUCCAAAAGCCUCCUUCCAAAAGCUGGGGUUGAAGGGUAGAGCCAUAGAGGCCAUCCAUUUGGAGGACUUGGGGUGUGUGUGUGUGUGUGUGUGUGUGUGUGAGAGAGAGAGAGAGAGAGAGAGAGAGAGAGAGAGAGAGAGAGAGAGAAAGAAAGAAAGAAAGAAAGAAAGAAAGAAAGAAAGAAAGAAAGAAAGAGAGAGAGAUAGAAAGGAAUGUGUGUGUGUGUGAGAGAGAGAGAGAGAGAGAGAGAGAAAGAGGGAGGGAGGGAAGGAGGAAGGAGGGAGGGAAGGAAGUCGCUAUGGUAAGAGACCACAAACCGUAGAAUCUCCUCUGUAAUUUUCAUUUUGUCCUCCAUUGUGAUGUGGUCUCUACACUUGAAUUUUAUGUACUCGGAUGCCAUUAGUGGCGAUGGAGGGUGUUUGGGCCCAGACUCUCUUCUCUCACCUCCGUCACUUUUGUGAUGUGCUUUUGGGGAAAAGCAAUGGGGAGUGCACCACCAGUCCACGUGUUGAUGAUGGUACCAGUUGUGAUGCUGCCACCGUGACCAUUGUCUCCCUUUCCUCCCUCCAGUUGCUGCAGAGCCUCCCAGAUGAGCUUCGCGCAGACAUCGCUCUCCACUUGCACAAGGAGCUGCUGCAGCUGCCCCUCUUUGAGGGGGCCAGCCGGGGCUGCCGGCGCUCCCUUUCGCUCAGCGUCCGCACGUCGUUCUGCACGCCAGGGGAGUACCUGAUCCGGCACGGGGAUGCCCUUCAGGCCCUCUACCUUGUCUGCUCGGGCUCCAUGGAGGUGCUCAAAGACGGCACUGUGCUCGCCAUCCUAGGUACCGCAACUUCUUUUGUUCCUGCCCCUUCUCUUCCCUCCUAGAAGGGGUGGGAUAUUUGAUGGCAUUUGGGAGGGAGGAACAGGCAGGUAGACUCCUCUGCUUAAGAGCUGCUGCAUGUGGAAAACCAAAGGUUCAGACUAGGGUCUUCUCCUUGACAUGAGAGCAGGCCUUCUCUGCAGUGGCUCCCCAUCUGUGGAAUGCUCUCCCCAGGAAAGUUUGCCUGGCACCUUCAUUGUACACCUUUAGGCACCAGGCAAAAUCAUUCUUUUUUAACUAGGCCUUUAGUUGAUCUGAUUUACCCUUUUAAAAUGUGAGUUUUUUGUGUGUGUUGGGGGGUGGGUGUUGGGUUGCUGUUUUUAUUUUUAUUAGGUAUUUUGUGGUUUUAUAUCUUGAUUUUAUUCUGUGAACUGUCCUGAGACCCCCGGGUAUAGAGCGGUAUAUAAAUUCAAUAAAUAAUAAUAAAGUUUUUAGAUGGAGGGGAAAUUUAAGCAUAUCACUCCGCAACAGCAUCUUGAAGUUUUAUACACCGCCAAGACAACUGGAACAUUUCCACCCCAAAGAUGAAGAUCAGAUUCCCAUUCUGUUCUGUGUCCUCAACUCUUAAGCCCUGCCAAUGCCACUUUCCAGUUUGGGGGUUCCUUUAGCUCCUUUUGAAAACCAGCACCCUGCUUCUCUUGCUAAGGCAGUCCAGGUAGAUGCUGCAGGUUGGCAGACCCAGGUGUGCACCACCACCCUCGCAACAGGGUUCCACAGAACUAGCUCGACGGACCUUUUGAUGCCAAGGGAGAAGGUGCCUCAUUCAAAACUGCGGCUAGUACUAUUUUGCGAGUUGGAUCUCACAAAUUGCCUUUCAUUCUUUCAGGUAAGGGGGACCUAAUCGGUUGCCACAUCUCAUCCAGGGAGGAAGCGGUCCAGGCCAACGCGGACGUGCGGGGCCUCACCUACUGUGACCUGCAGUGCCUGAGCUUGCCUGGCCUUCUCGCCAGCCUGGAGCUCUACCCAGAAUUUGCCAGCAAGUUUCGCCACGAGCUCCCGUGCGAGCUCAGCUACAACCUGGGCGGAGGCAGCAGCUUCCAGGUGAGUGGAAAGAACAGCUGCAACAGGGAGGAAAGCACUGUAAGGAGUAAGCAACAAAUGCCUUUGAAAGGGUCGUGGGUGCACUAAGGCCCUUCAAUGUGACCUGUUUAUUGAGCAUUCGUCCUGAUUUGCUUGCACAAAGGAUUGGAUUGUUUCUGGGUCUUUACUGAGCAUUUGUUCUGAUCUGUGAUAUGACAAUCAUUUAUUCUGAUUUGCUUGUGGGAUGUUUACAUGCCUGCCUUUUAGUCAUUCAUUCAUUCCAUGUUGUUCAAUUCAUUUUCCUGUUGCUUUCAAAACUGCAUAAUGUCCAAUUCUUUUUUUAAAAAAGUAGAUUGGUGACAGAAUCCCCAAAACCACUAUAACUGUGCAAACCUAGUUUUCCAAUAUGCACUUGAACUCUUCCUACAAAACAGUGGCUUUGUGGAGACACCCCUUUGUGACACUGUCAUUAGGCAGAGCUCUUUGUUCUUAUUGCCCUUUCAACUUAACCUAGAAAGCAUUUAUCCAGAUGCAGCCUCAGAUACGACUGGCCAACUCUUCAGCACCCACUCCAGAAACAAUCCAGAGCUAAUAAAUUACUUUCCUAGGAGUCUGAUCGGUGUCUAGGAGGUGAACCCAGAUUGUGUCUGGACCACCCUCCUUGGCAACGUUGGGUCAUCUGGGGAAGGUGGUAACAAUUAGAGAGGCGAGUUCACCUAGUUCCUGCUUGUUUGGACACACCAAGCAGAGCUGGUGCUUUUACCACUUUUAUACUGUUAGCUGAGCUCUCAGCCAUUUCUUCUCUGACCCUGGCACCCCCAAUUUCUGGGGAGAAAUGGGGAUGCAGGGUUGCAUCCAUGGCAUGAGAGCAACGGUAGCAAUAUGAUUGCUGCAUUGCCACGGCCUAGAUAGCAUAAGGAAUUUUCCCACCGCCCCACAAAAGUGUGUCUGCAGGCCACAUACCAGCAGUGGUCAGAGCCAAAGUAUGCCUGCAUACAUGCACAUACACAUCUUACUUGCUUGGAUUCCAGUCUGUGCACUGAGCAAGGGUGUUCCCUUUCUCCACAGCCAGCUUGCUUUGCUUCCAUGCUGUUUAGUAGAAAAGGGGAGCUUUCUCGCCCAGUAGCAGUGGGCUCCCUCUUUCCUGCUCUGCUGAGCUGUACUCUCCACUCCCUGCCGUCUCCCACACAACAUACAUGCACGUAACACACAGAGAGAACUCAUCUGAUUGAAGGUGGCAGCUCAGCAGUGGGGAAACUGUAGCCCCAUUCUGGACCUAACACAAUGGAUGGCCCAGAGCCCAGUCUGGAACUGACCUGAAAGAAGUGGAUGUAGUAAAUGAACCAGGGAUUCUUUCUGGAUAUAGUUGGCAACUGUAGCCUCACUAUGAGGACUCCAAAACUGGUCUUCGUCUAGUCAAAAGAUUAAGAUGGAAGGCUCUGUUCAAAGUGAAGAGGUUUUUAAUAUCCGCAUGUAUGUCAGGUCAGUGGAAAACCCGCAUAAACACUGCAAUGAAUGUCACUCCUGGAUGCAAGAAUUCUGCUGCGUGCAAAUGCAGAGAAAGUCACAAUUGGUUUGGGCUUCUCUUGCACAUGCAUCUCUCUUGUAGAAUCAUCUCAUUGCCUUAUGCUCUAUAGGUCAGUGUCUAAUCAUUUCCCCCUUUUGCAGGGGACAAUUCAGAGAAGGCAGCAGGUUGUAAAUGCGGCAACAGAAAAAGGUUGCAUCUGCUUUUCCUUCCUUUGCAGGCUGAGACCCCAUCGCUGAGCAACAGGGCACCCACCGCGUUGCUUUCCACCUUGGGGAAGGACUCUGAUACUUCGUUCCCUUCACGCCGCAGAACUCCGUGCUUGCCCACAGAGGCUGUGGACGAGCCCUCCAGCCCCUUGCUCCCCUCUUCCGCUGGAGGCCACAGCAAUCACCCGCCACGGCCAGGCUUUCCACGCCACCCACCUCCUGAAACUUCCUCACGUCCCACGGCGUUGCGGCUACAUACAGCUCCCUGCAGUGGCCCCCCAGACCUCAGCCCCAGGUAAGGAGCACGCAAAAACAGACAAGAAGAUGAACAGAGCAGUUGAAUGGAGAACACAGGCAGUGGCGUGGGAUAGCCUAGCUUGUUGUCUAGGCUCUGACAAUCUCUGGGUAAGAUUACUGCAGUGUGUUAUAUGUGGGACUGCCUUUGAAACUGCAGCGGGUGCAGAAUUUAGCAGCCAGAUUGCUGAUCAGGGCAAGAUGGUCUGCAGGUGUAACAGCAAUGUUGGCAUGACUGCAACGCCUACCAAUUAGUCUACAGGCUUAUUUCAAAGUGCUGCUUUUGACCUAUAAAACCCACAGGCAGCUCAGAACCUGCAAGAACCAUCUCUCCCAACAUGAAUCCGGACACUGCAUUCAUAAUCUGACACCCUUCUCAGUGGGCUGUCUCCAAGGGAGUUGCAGAGGGUGAGGACACAAGAACAGGCUUUUUCAGUCGUGGCUUCCAACUUACAGAGUGUCCUCUCCUCGGACGCAUGCAUGGCACCCUUAUUGUAUGCUUUCGAACUGCAGGCAAAAUACUUCUAUUUACCCAGGCCCUUUGGUCUUUAAUAUGGAGGGUAACCAGUUAAAGGACGAGAAUAAAAAGAAAUCACAGGCAUGAAGCGGGGUGGUGGGAGUUGUUUUAGACACAAAGACAGACACACAAUUUAGGUUUUGUUUUAUUGCUGUUCUUAUAUUUGGUUUUAAUGUUCCUUGUUAUUUUUAUCCCUGUUAUUUCUAUUUUUAUCCUGUAAGUUGCUUUGAGACGCUUCAGUGUAAAAUGUGACUGAUACAGUAUAACAGAUGAAUAACGUGCUUCUAUAUACGCCGCUGGAGAGUUCCCAGCAUUUGAGUUCUCACAGAGAGGGGGCAUGGAAGGGUUUUGUCCUGCAGGAAACAUCUGCUGCCCAGAUGUUGCUCUUAGUGCCCAUCUGGCGUACCUGAGCCACCUGCGGCACUGGUCCCCUAAGAACCCGCCCUGCCCCUCUCAAUGUGUUCUGUCCCAUUAUUGGAAUGUAAGCUUAUUGGAGUCUUCUGGUUACUCCGUAGGGACAGGCUUGGGGAUCUGGGGUACAGAAUUCCAUCCUCCUAGGGCUGUAUUUGAGCUGCUCUUUCCCCCCUUCCUAUCUCCCUCUGAAGGGUUGUAGACGGCAUAGAAGACGGAUCCGGUUCCGACAAACCCAUGUUUAGUUUCCGCCUCGGUCAUUCGGGCCCGGACUACAGCAGCCCUUCACCUGGCACAGGUAAACCAUUCUGCAUGGCCUUACAGGGAACAAGGCAUGAUAAUUAGGAAAACGUGGUAGCAGCACACAAGUCAGUGAGCUCCUGUGGGCUUCAUUUCCCCUGCCUUUGCUAAACCAGUCCGCUUCUCUUCUUACAGACAGCGGCCUGCUCACAAUCCCCCCAGAGCUAUCUGGUGCCGACACCAUUGAGAAACUGCGUCAAGCGGUAAGGUUGGUUUUGUUUUUUGUUUUAAAGUGGUUCAUAUAUAGGCCUGGGCAAUGUAUUGAUACAUUGCCCAGGACUGGUAUGAGGGCCAGACCGUGAUGGUGGCUUCACCCGCCAGUAGGGCUUUCAACUAUCACCAGCCAAAUGGCAAUAAACCCUGACGUUGAAAAAAGCUGCAUUGGCCGCAGCCGGCAAGGUGCCUGGGGAAACUGCCACAGCUCUCACAGCGGGAGCUGAGGCGCUUUAACCCAGGCAUCCCCAACCUGCAGCCCUCCAGGUGUUUUGGCCUACAACUCCCAUGAUCCCUAGCUUAACAGGACCAGUGGUCAGGGAUGAUGGAAUUGUAGUUCAAAACAUCUGGAGGGCCGAAGGUUAGGGAUACUUCAGGGCCUUGUGGGCUGCGGCCAAUACAGCUGGGGGAUGGAAGAGCUCCUGCCCCAAGCCCCCCAACGCUUGUAGGGGGUGGGUGAGCUACCUUGCCUGCUUGCCCCCCACUCCCCGAAGACUGACCAAGCGGUGGGAGUCUGUCAGGUCCUGUGCAUUUGACUGCCUUCGCCUGUACGGGUGCACUGCCUCUUUCGUCUGGGGGGAGCGGGUGUCCUUCACCCCAGGAGGAAAGACGCAGCCCACCCUCCCGGUCAAAGUCCACAAGGCGUGGGGUGCAAAGCCACCCUAUCUGCACCUUGCACUGGACCUGCCAGCAGCAUCAACAAGUCCCUACACUGCCUGGCUGCCUUCCACCGGGAGAAUAGGCUCUGUCUUUCUGGGAGGAAAGGCACAGCACACCCACCUUAGCAAAGGCAGCCAGGCGGCAGCUCUGCUUCUACUCAUGUGCAAGCAGGGUCGGGGGUCUCAGCUGGGAAGGGGGAGCACUUUAACGGAGCCCCCUUGCUUGCCGUGGGCUCCGUAAAACUGCUUGGCUGAGGCAAGGGCAGCAGCGUGCUCCUCAGCCAAGCAGUUUAAAGAGGGAGGAACAAGCUGUAUUGGCACCUCGCUGAUACAGCUUGUUUCUCCCUCUACAGGGCAGAGUGCGGUGGUGGUUUCACCAGCGAUAUACUGCUGAGUGAAGCUGUCAUUGCAGUCUCCCCUCCCAUACUGGUCCUGGGCGAUAUUCUUCUUUGGCGAUCACUCGUAGCUCAGUAAGAUUGUCUUCCAUAAUCUCCAUAAUCAUGGUUUUAACAAUGAGUCCGUAAGUGACUUUGGAGGCCAAUUCUGGAUCCACAAGUCCUUCUACAGUGGGGACAUUGGUUUCCAGGCAGGAGUUGAUCACGGUGUGGAUUUGCCAAGCGUGCCUUCCUCUUAGCAUGUUUCUCCCUUUCGUCCUGAGUUUGAGUGUCUUCAAAGCCCAUGACACCUUUGGUAAAGGCUGUUCUCCAACUGGAGCGCUUGUACGCCAGUGUUUCCCAAUUGUUGGUGUUUAUACAGUGGUACCUCAGGUUAAGAACUUAAUUCGUUCCAGAGGUCCGUUCUUAACCUGAAACUGUUCUUAACCUGAUGGGCCUCCCGCUGCCACCGCACGAUUUCUGUUCUCAUCCUGAAGCAAAGUUCUUAACCCGAGGUAAUAUUUCUGGGUUAGUGGAGUGUGAACCUGAAGUGUCUGUAACCCGAGGUACCACUGUACUACAUUUUUAAAAAUUUGCCUUGAGAGAGUCUUUAAACCUUUUGUUGACCACCAGCAUUACGCUUUCCAUUCUUAAGUUCGGAUCUAUUGCCCAGCCUACCCAGUAGUAUAUCACGGGUGAAACAGCAGAUGCUCCUCUGGUGCCAGAGAGACUCAGAAGCAGCUGGCAGGCAGCUUCGUCAAAGCGCUUCUCUCAGUGGAGCAGUUUAACCUGUGGGGGGGGGGGGGGCUUGAUCAUCUGAGAAGCGGGCAGUUUAAGCAAGCCUGCUUAUCAGCUGCUCAAGCCCCCCUCCUCUAGCUGGUACAGUGGCCUCAUUUGCCUUCACAUGGGCAGGCCUCCUGGGAGAAAGAGGUGGCCCGCCCAUGUGAAAAUGGACAGGCUCUGUGUACUUGGCUACUGCCACGUGGCUGCCUUCAGGCAGGAGGGUAGGCUAUGUAUUUCCUCCUGGAAUCAGGAGUUAGGAAACUGUGCGCCCGCUAGGAGAGGUAUGGGCACUGGAGAGAUAUGGGCGCUUCCUCCCUAAGGUGGGGAGGAAGAAGCAGCCAAGAUACACCAAUAUAUCACAAUGUCCGGAAUGUAUCGCAGUAUUUAGCUGCUGAUGUAUCACAAUGUUGAAAACCAGAUACAGUCAUACCUUGGCUCCCGGACGCCGCAAACCCGGAAGUGAGUGUUCCGGUUUGCGAAUGUUCUUUGGAACCCGAAUGUCUGACGGGGCUUCCGAUUGGCUGCAGGAGCUUCCGUUUGACUUCCGAGGUACGACUGUAUGGCCCAAGCCCUACCCCACUUCCAGGUGGCUAUUGCGCCCAAGAGAAGAGUAUAAGCAAACAGAGGCUGCUAAUACUCACCCGGUUUCUCCUUGUCUCGCUUCCCAGGUGGCCGAGCUCUCUGGGCAGGUUCAGCAAAUGCGCGAAGGCCUGCACUCCCUUCGCCAGGCCGUGCAGCUCUUCCUUCUCUCCCAGAUGCCGACGCACUCGCGGGCCGACCCUUCCGCCUACGCGCCCUUUCCUCAUGCAGAUGCUACUCCUGCCACGCCUCUGCUAAGUCCGCUCCGAGUAGACACAGGACUCCCGCCCGCCUUCUGUCCCCACAGCGUCCCACCCGCCCCCUGUCCCAACGGUGCCUGUGGCAGGGUACAGUGGAUGUGGGCACCGCCAGCCGGACAGAGCUCGCCCUGGCCCGGCAUGUACUGGGCACGGGGGCCGGGCAAGGACUCCGAGACGGUGCCCAUGUCGCCGGCGGGGCACGGAUCCAAGGACCAGGGAAGCAACGCGCAGCUGCCAAGCCAGCUCCAAAGAGAGAGCUCCCUUUCCCGAGCUUGCUCCCCCACAGACCCUACGGGCCUCACGGAAACCAAAACUUCCAGGACUCAAGCCUGCGAUUCCUCAAGCCUUGAGAUGGUGCUGAUUGGUACUGGGGAUGAUGGGUCUGUGUGCGGCGCCCCCUGCUGGCCGGAGGAGGAAGGCACGGGCCUGUGAGUCUGCUUUUGGAAACAUUGGGGGGGGGAUGUCUUGCAAUACUGGGUGCUAACUUGCUUGGGGGGGGGGAGAGGAGCCGAAAAGCCCCCAUAUGGCAUUUCAAGAGAGGGCUGCAGCAGCUGUCAACACAGGGACGGGAAGAAAGAACUGGAACGCAAGCGUAUGAAUUCUCUGCAGCAGGCUGGAGCAAAAGCAAGACACAGAAGCUGGACCUAUCCUGCCUGGAUCGGGAAAAUACAUCCAUUUCAAACUCAGAUGCUUGAAAUAUGCAACUAUAUAUAUAUGUACACAGCCACCCCAGUUUUAGCUUCUCUUCUUUCUUCUGGCACUUUGAUUGUUAGCCAUGGGAUGGCGGGGGAGAUAAGAUUGUGAAUCCCGCUGUGCAUGCUGUUCCUCUGGUGGGAGGGCAGAGGACUUUCCUAGCCAUCUGCAGCACUGGGGCUGGGCUAAAGCGGGCACUCGUUUUAUAAAAUAAAGGUACGUUUUGGACUCUGA